Molecule: messenger RNA, 76294 nt
Organism: Podarcis lilfordi (Lilford's wall lizard)
Lineage: Eukaryota; Metazoa; Chordata; Lepidosauria; Squamata; Lacertidae
Source: the annotation of a GenBank genome assembly
ACUGCGCAGGCGUCGCUCGCACCUUGUUGAUUAGUCAGUCCGUGCUGGGAUGGCGUUUACUGGGUCAGCUGGAGCUGCAAGCAGAGGAGCCAGCGGGAAGAGCCGCCGCCGUCUGUGCAACCCACGCCGCCGCCGCCGCUGCUGCUGGGGGGCCGGCGGAGGAGCAGCAGCAGCAGCUGUCGGCGGCGACUCGCCUCGCUUUUAAGCCAAGCCCAUCAUGGCCUGGGGAGGCGGCGGCGGCGGCGGCGAGAGUCGAGGCUGAGGAGGGCGAAGCCGCCACCAGACGACCCCCGCCGCCGCCCGGACCCCAAGAAGGGCGGGAACAUGGAUGCGGGCCCCUCGCCGGGCUCCAGUCUGAAGGAUGUGAAGUGGAGCGCCGUGUCUGUCCCGCUGGACCUGCUGGUGAGCACCUACCGCCUGCCUCAGGUCGUCAGGCUGGAAGGCGGUGAGUAGAAAGAGCGCAAAGGGCCGCGCGGAAAAGCGGCUCGCUUGGUAACUUGGCCGGACUCCGGCGGGCUGGGAGCGGGAGAAGCGGCGCCGGUGGUGGCGGUGCUUGGGCAGCCGGGCACUGGCUCUCCUCCUUCCCCAGCCACUUCGGAAAGAGUCGCCAGACUCUGCCUCUGCUCCACUUGAACGCCGGCCAAACUCCAGGCGCGAGUCCUUCUGGGGAGAAGAGCCCAUUGGGGAGAGGGGGCACGUGACUAAAAUAUGAAUGGGGCACGAAGGAGGCGAAUGCCAGGGCUUUGAUCUUAAGGAGCUCAAAGCGGCGGGGGGCGAUGUCGGGGCCCGGGGAGCUGGUGCGGCCGGCGCGCCGAAUGGGGAGGAGGGGAGGGGGCAAGUGAGCUGCGCCGGAAUGGCCCCUGGCUCGCCUCUUGCCCGCUGUUGCUCCCUGUUGCGCGAAUUGGGGCCCUUUUAAUUUACCAUAUCUGAAAGUCGAGAGGCUUUCCUUUAGUCGCCCUGGCUGCGAUCCCAAGAAAUUCAGCUGGAAGUUAGGUCCCGUUGCAAAUCACCUGGGCUGACUUGCGGCUGGGAUAGUAGAGCCCGUGAACACAAUGCAAAUUCAAGAGCUGCGUGCUUAAGAAACCCACUCAAGCAGAUGGGCUCAGGUGUGUUAUGUUGGCUUGUGGUCCAAAACGCAAAGUAUAGGACUCUGCGUAAUCUCAGAGCAAGAAUUGUGCUCGCCCAUAGAUUUAUUGAGAUGGCUAUUGGCUCUCAGCUUCUCCUCUUACUGAGGGCAACAUUAACAGGAGUGGUACAGGGAAAGAAGAAAUGGUUAUAAAUCCCCUCCCAAAGGGGCAUAAACUAAGAAUUGCUUCUAUAGCUUGGUGCAGAAAUCCAAUUCCCUUCAAAGUAUGGUUGAUAGGCUCUUCUGUUGAAGGGCUAUUCUGGCAAGCUGUGUUUAACUUUGAAAGGGUUAGUAUGAUGUGCUUAUUUCCCCCCAGCUCCUUUAUUAUGGAGAUAUGUUUGUCAAACAAACACAUUAUAGUAAUUAUAACCAUUGCAGUUACUUCUUCAGUCAUCUGUGCUCUCUCAGCUAGCCAAAAGCUUUUUUUGGUAGCUUCAGAUUGAAACUUAUGUUUGAUUUUGUUUUCCCCAUCAUCCCCCCCCCCCCCACAGAAUAUCCAUUUUCUUGUGUACCCAUAUCCUGUGCCAACCGUUGAAUUAGAUUUAUUUACAAUUGAAUCCUUUGAAGGAUCUUUUUUAAAAGCCUCUUGCACAAAUUGAACUUUCAAGUUAUGAAAAAAACAUUUCAUAUUAGACUGGCAAGAUAUGGAAUUGCUAAUCAUUCUCUGUCUUGGAGAAGUGUGUUUGUAUCUGCCUUGUUUACAUAUGCAGUGCAGGAGAGCAACAGCUAUGAUGCAAUAUUUAUGCCUCUUUAAAUAUUGACUAGAUAAUGGUUCCAACCCUGCAUCACCUAUUCGCCCAGAUCUAUCAAGGUAUUCCCAAUUGAUUAAGCUAGACAUUCAUUAAACUAAAGACGGCACAUUUCAUAUGGGCACCCUGCCUGAAUUUUUCUUCAGUAUUCUCUAGUUAACAGUUGACUCUUCUGUUCGAGUGGUUGCAUAUUAUCAGAUGACGUCUAUGAAUUAAAACGAAUAGCCAAGUUAUAUAACGUGUUAAUAAAGGAGGGCAUAGAAGGGUUGUUGACUGGUGCAUUUCUGUUAUUAGGGGCCUGUCUACUGGGUUUUCAUCCGCUUUUCCUCUCCUCUCAAAUGUAGCAGUGCAAAAAUAGUUGCUGGUGUUCCUCUCUUCCCCUUGCAUUGGAUGUAACUACUGUGUGAUCGGCAAGCAGUUGGGAAGUGGAUAACUGAGCUGGGAAGGUUUUCCACUGCAGCUUUUGAACUGUUAUGCUGCUCUCCAUAAUUUUCUGCUAUCUCCUUCUAAUCAUAAUUUCUUCCUGGAAUUCAACCCUUGAUGUCAUUAUAACUUUAGGAUUAAGGCUUUUUUUCUCACUGUAUUACAGCUCUUGUGCAAGUCUCUCUACUGAAUGCCCUCUGCAAUCCACCUAGUCUCCUGGUAUUCACACAUCUCCGUUUUCUAUGAUCACUGUCCGUUUGUGUCCAAGACUUUCUUCGUGGCUCCAGGAACUGGAAGAAGCAGUACAUGGCAGAGGUUAUGGGAAUCUGUCCCCCCCUGCAAGUUGGAGGGUGACUCGUGUUGACUUCCCAUGUAGUAAAGAACCCUGAUUUUCUGGGAGUUUACAUUGUUUGCGAGCCUCCAUGAUGAGGACAUGAGGUUCCUUGCUUUGGGCAGUUGUCUUCUAACCCAUGGACAGCAAUGUGGGGAGGCUAAAGUAGCACACUCACCCCCACGUGUUGCUUUUCCAAGUUCCUGAUUGCCUGAAGAGGGGUUAAGUUUCCAAUUGAGUCCUAAUUUUUAAAAAUGUGCAAAACACUCUUUCAUACUGUCCUUCUCACAAUAGACUGCUGAAAACAUCAUUAAAUAGUAUUGGCCCAUUUGGCUAAUGGGAAAAGUGAGAUACUAAGGGGUUGACUUGAUAAAAUUCAAGAUCUGCUCAUUAGCAGCUGUUGUUUCCAAGAAUUUAGAAUUUCUUCACCUCUUUCACCCUGAUAGAAAUACAUGGCUCGUAUUUUCAUUCUGAACGGUAUCUAUGUGAAUCUGGAUAUAUCGAGUGAUGGCAACACUGGACACACUUCAGUGAUCUUGAAUAUCUUUAAAAGUAGUUAAAUAGUUACUUCUGAUGGUAUACAUAGAAAAAAAUACUGCAUUUGCAUAUUCAAUAAAGCACAAGUGCUUCCGAUGGCAAAUAAUCCAGCUCCUUUGUGUGAGGGUCCUAAGGGCUAUCUGCCCAUAUACACUUAAGUAGAAUACUUUUGGUUUAUCAUGGAGUUUUGGAGAACUUGAAAGCUUCUUCACUACCUUGUGACAUUUUUGUUGGAUACAAAUACUAUCCAAUUGUGGGUUUUAGACUUUGUGUGUAUGUGUAUAUCAACCUGACCCUGAUUGUUAUACUUUGUCACUGAAUAAAUUAGGAAAGCCAACAUCAUCACCAUCAAACUUUGCAUUUACAAUAAUUUUCCUAAGUGUUCAGUGUUAUUAGCAUUACUUUGAUGCAUUACAGUUUGAUGCAUUACUUUAAGAAUCCUUACAUGCAAAGAUAUAUUACAAAAACAAAAUAAACAGUUUGUUUUAAAAAAUAGAAUCCCAUCAAUAUUCUUGUGCUAGUCAUUACCCCACUUUUGUACAAAAGGAGUACCUGGUGGUCAUCCCAUGAGUUCAUAGUUUUGGGAAGAUUUGAACUGGGAUUCUCUGAGCCCACAGUUCAUUUUCCUAGCCACUGUGCUCUGCCAACAACAGUAUAUUCUAAUCUGCCUUCCGUGCUGGCUGGCAUUGAUAGGCGAUGUGGUCCAGAACCUCUGGGAGGCACCAGGUUGGCAAAGGCUGCUCUAGAUCACUUGGACUGUUCUGUGGACUGUACACAUGUAGAAUGUCCUUGGUUGGUCUGGUGCAUAUUGUUAACUUUGCAUUGCUUCCAGAGCAGUAUCUUUGUGAGGGGUUUUGCAGAAGACAUUUCCUUCAGCAUCAGCUUAUUUUCACAACAAGGUUGUAGGACAAGGCUUUACUGUCAGUAUCUUUUUGUGCAGAGCUAUUAAUAAGACUGAAUGAAUGAAUAUGAAAAUAGCUCUAAAUAGGUGUGUGUGUGUGUGUGUGUGUGUGUGUGUGUGCUUUCCCUCUCUAUGUUAAUAAUUAGCCUUGAAUGUCUAAGGAUAUGGAGAGGGGGAGCAGACAUGUGCCCAAAUACAUCCGGAGUCGGAAAGCCACGGCAAAGAAAACUACCGUAUGCAGAACUUAAGUUGCAUUUUACAUUCUUGAGAUAGAAUUCAUUUUACUUGUGCCGCAUAUUAUUUCCACUGCAGUAUCUUGGCUUUUUCUUAACCAUUGGUAUUAUUCUUUUUAUGUGUGGACACUUCUGCUAGGAGCUCUCUGUAUGUAUUUUUGCCUGGGUGACUUUGGAACUUCAGAAAGUACGCAAUUAAAAUGCAUGAGGGUAUUGGGAAGCCAUGUAAGAGUCAUUCCUGCAAGGAAAUGUUGUGGAAACAAUAAUGAAUGGUAAACAAGCAAAUUGCAGCAAGUUCCUUUGAAAGAAUAGCAAGCAGACAAAAUUGGGGCUGAGGAAGGAAAACAUAUCUGUGGACCUGUUCAAAAAUGAUGUAGAAAGCUGUGUCAAGCGAACACACACUUUUCAUUGUGUAGUGUACACUUACUUCGCAGCAGUGACUAAUUACAGUAGAGAAAGAAUUUUUCUCAAUUUUUGUAGAUUCAUGCAUUUUUUCACUCUAAAAGCAGUUUUCAUGCUUUUUUCCUAUAUAUACACAAAAGUACUGUAAAGGAAUCUUGCAUUGUUUAGCAUGGCCCUGAAUUUCUUUGUAGAAAGGAGCUCUUUUAUUACAGUACACUGUUCCUUAGUUUCCUUGAUGGCACUGUUUUGCCAGAAGAAAGUGAUUCAUUGGGAAAAUAGAUACACAUGACAUGCUGGUGUCUUGCAUAAGAACUAGGGAGACAUGCUGAUGUUAUUGGCUCCUUGAAAAGAUAUGAUGGAUGUGUAGAAAGCAGUGUAGUAUUAUACGAGUCCAUUAUUUUUCUGGCAAGGAUGAUGCCAGAUAGAUUUUGAAAAGGAAUAUGUCCCACCAUACUUAGCAGUUUGGAUAUAAGAGCUUUGGUUUUUUGGUUGACCAACACAGCCUGGGGCCUGUGAGCAUGUCCUUGCCACGGGGGUACGUAAUUCCUAUAGCACUUAAAUGUGGAGUGAGGCUUUCAUUCUCACAUUAAGGUAUUUUGCACAGACACACUCAUUUGAGGCAACCUACAAAUGAAAUAUUGUGGCACUCGUUAUGUGAAAACAAAAUGUUGUAAGAAGCCUAACGCCCUUGCUUCUAAGAGCCGUGAGGCUGAAUGUGGCCCGUUGUGCUCAAGUGAGUUCUUUCUCCUCUUUCCACUCAUCAUGGUUAUAACUGCCUGACAAACUACUUCCUCCUGCUUCAAUGCAAUCCUUUGGAGAUUUAAUUGCUACUGUAGGUCAUCUUCCAAUGCAGUAAAGCUCAUGUUAGCUCUUUGCCUAGUGAUGUGAUGUCUAAAGCUGCUUUUAUUUUAAACAGCUAAUUCAUUUUUAUUGAUUAAUAUGGAAUGGUUUCCCCCUUUCCUCUAUCAUAGCCUUCUACUAAGCCUUGUACUUUCUCUGGUACUUGAGGCAGUUCUUGUACUUCCUUUUCAGUGUCUUUGAACCCUGAGAUAACCACCAAUUUUGGUAUGCUUAAAACUGCUGUAGUAAACUUCUUGAAGUCCUUUUCUUGUGCCAGUAAGAUACUGCUUUUUUGUUAACCACCUUAGGAUUGACGUAUUUUAAAAUGAAGAGCAGUAUAGAAAUGACUUAAAAUAAGUGCUGUUCCUUCACAGCUACUGGCCUUGGUAGCUCCCACAGGUUCCAAGUACCAUGUUUUUAAACAAAUGGCUUUGGCUAUGCAUAUAUACAUGCUAUUGUUAAAAUGAGAACCAGGGCAGGGGAGCUGGUGUAUCACGGCGGGAGGAGUGGAAGGUGGCGAUUAGGCAAAUCAUUGGAGAGAUUUGAUAGGUCUGAACUGGGCAGGAGGCUGUGUAAUGAGGCCAUAAUACUGACAUGGAAGAAGGCACGUUUUUCUGUUUUGUUUUUUGAGGAGGUGGAUUGGGGUCAUUCCAAGCAACUUGUAAUUGCCAAGUUGAUGAAGAAUAACUGUAGGCUGUGAAGUCCUAUACUAGUUUCAUUAAGAGAAAGCUAACUUCACUAAGAGAAAGCUAACUUCAUGUGCCAUGGGGAAUAUCUAGUACACCAUUCACAAUUAUGUGUACAGAGUCCUGUAUGUUGGGUACAUGUUAUGUGUGCUGUCCACUAACGGGUUGUAAGAAGAAACAUACAGCUCAGUCUGUUGACAGCUUGGAAUACGGUACUGUUGCUGCUGUUUCCCAAGAUAUCCAUUUCUGAAAGCAUUUUGACCUGGUAUGGUUUGCUGUCUUUCCCUGGCAUAUGUUAUUUCCUUGGGGGGGGGGGGAUCUCAUUUCUGUAUACGCAAGUGAGCUCAGCCCCUGUUGCCUAUACCCAGCUUGCAACAGUUGCUUGCAGCUUUGCAAAAGUAUAAAACUUCAUUGGGGUGUAAAUAUGAAUUGUUGGUUUGAUUAGGUGAUGGUGCUUGUUUUAGUGAAUGAAUUUGUCAUUAGUUUUUAGCCUUAUAACAAGCUGCCACGAGAACCCCUGUUAUAGCACUGGCCAAAAAUAAAAGAAAUAAGUUUAAGUACAUAUAAACAUAACUGACAAUAGCACCAUUCUGGUAUGAGUCACGCAUAUAUAUUUUAGUUCGGUUCUGACAGUUCCCUUUGAGCUCUUGUGAAGUUCAUUUUCAGGAAUGAAAAGAGCCUUGGAGGAAAGUGCUUUUCCCUUAUUGGCAGUAUAAGUGUGCAUUGUUCAAGGCUGCCCUGAGAGAGAGAGAACUAUGUUGCACUUGAGAAGUAGAAAGGCUAUUACAAGAGGAUGUUGUGAGGCAGGCAGCUAUGACUUGUGACCUCUGGUUAAACUGAUCUUUUUAAUAACUGCAAUGGGAGAUGGCUGCUGUUUAGAGAGAGAGAGACCAGUUAUUAUUGUGUUGUAAAGUCUUAUUCGUCCACAUACAAAAAGUUCAGGCCACAUUCCAAAGGUGUUAUUUAGCAUGUUAUAAGGGGACAAUAUGCCCAGGGCCAAACUACAUGUGGCGUCAAAUCCAUGAUUUGAUGUCAUGCAUCUCUCUGAAACAGAACACUACUAUAAAUAGCCAUUGAUAAAGACCGUGGGGAGAACCUUUCAACCCUUUCCUCACAGGCCACGGUCCCAUCACCCCCUUCCCAAAGCUCCCAUUAGCUUGAGUGGCUUUUGAAGAUUUCUCUCUGCAGUAGUUCCCACUGUUUCAGAGGCCUUCCUCUCUGAUUUGUUCCUUAAUUAUUUUCUUGCUUUUUUUCUUGUCUUACAGUCUGUAAGCCCACAGUCAGGGCCCGUCUUUAGAUGAUGGUGAUGAUGAUUCUACAGCAUCUGGUUGAGUUGCUUGAUUUAUACGCUGAGCAAUAUUUUAUACAGCUUAAUAUUGCUUAAUUAAUAUUUUCUGUAAGUUGCCUUGAGUUACUUUUGUGAAAAGAGUGAUUAAUAAAAAUAACAAAUAAUAAUAAACAUAGCUUUUGUAAAUGGUUUUCUUUGUAUUGUACAAUUGAAUAGAGAAGAGGAGGAGCCUCCACUUGUUCAGUACCUUAUGGCUCCCAGUGCCAGACUGUUCUCUGCAGUUUAGUCUGAGGUCUUAUGCUGCAAUCCUAUGCAAACAUAUCUGAGAGUGAGUCCCACUGAACCCAGUACUUGCAAAGUAGAUGUGUAUAGACGGUUAGGCUGAGAAUAAAUUUGCCUCAAUGUGUUUUGACAGACAAUCGGAUAUGGGCAAAGGAUGUGACUAUAGCUUUCAGUGUGACGGCAUUGCUUUAUGUUCGAUCGUGUGCAAUCCAAUAUGCUGUAUUGUGUUAACUUCCUGCUUCGGUAAUAGAUAAAUUCGUGGGAAGCAAUACAAUAUGGGAUCCUGCCAUACGUAAUACGAAGGUGGUAUGAUUGUGAAUUCAGUCCUUCUCCCAAGUUAAAGCCUCUCUAUUUUCUUUACUCUUCUUGAUGCAUACUAAACAUUUUCAAAAUAUAUUAAGCAACUUCCCACAAUGAAUUGUUAAUGGCCUAGUUUGCAUGCAAUGUCAAACCAUAGUUAAUGUUUAACUGUGGUCUAGCACCAGGGUGCAAUGUGUUAGUGCAGGCUGCUGCAAGUCUCCCCUUUGCUUCUCCCCUACUCUUUGCUGGAAGCAACAAAUUGAAAGGGCAGGUCAACACCAGAAAUUUAAAGCGCAUCCAACAUACAUUUAAAGCAUAUGACACACACCCCUUGAGAACACCAGGAACUGUAAUUUGUUAAGGGUGAUGGGAAAUGUAGCUCUGUAAGGGGUAAACUAUAGUUCCCAAUGUUCUUUGGAGGAGGUCAUGUGCUUUAAAUGUGUGUUGGGUGCUCUUUGAAUUUAUGGUGUAGAACAGUCAUGUGUAUCGAGUGUGUUUUAAACAUUAAGUGUGCAUCUGUGCAUCUCCCCUAAACGUUUGUGUAUCAGGGCAAAUGGUAGGCAUGUGAGAAGUGAGAACACACCCUAAAAACCAAUUUAUUUAUUUAAAUUGAUCUUAUAUCCUGCUCUUCCUCCCCAAAGGAUUCCCGCUCCCCCACUGACACUGUUUAGAACUUCCAUAAAAAAUCUCGUGCUAAUAUUUUACAUCAAUUUAAUGCAGCGAGAAAUCUGUGUUAAUAUUAUCCUGCCUCUGCAACAGUCAUAUAGCAGCCUUUCUGUAAUAUGCCAAAGCAACACGUCAGGUUAAUAGCAUCCCCUAAUGGAAAUAAUUGUCAAUGAGCUCUAAACCAUUUCCCAGCACAUAUACUCUAGUCAGGAAAGCCUAAAUGAGUAAGUGGCGGAGCUGGACUGUAGUUGGCCAGUAGGGAAAUCCUUAUAGAGUAGGCAGGUCGAAAGGCUCAAUUAAAAUUCUCAGGAGGAUGUGUCUGCAGAUAGUACUAGAACUUUGGUCUGAAUCCUUUGUUAGCCUGGGUGGGGCCUCAGUUUGAUAAGGGGGACCAGGAUAUACCUGGCAAUAAUUGGAUUUCUCCAACAUUUAACCUUAAUCUUAACCAGUAGAAUUCAGGCUGAUCAUAAAAAGAGCCCUGGGGAAUCAGACCAAAGGCCUCGGCUAGUCCAGAAUUUUGCCUCCCAUGGUGACUAAGCAGAUGUCAAGAGAAUUUUGCAAACAGGAAGACAAAAGGAACAUAGGAAUCUGCUUUGUACCAAGUCGCGCCAUUGGUCAUCUAGCUUGGCUUUGUCUACAAUACAUGAACUGGUGUCAGUUGUCCAGGGGUUCAGACAAGGAACAUUCCCAGCCCUGCCUGGAAGUGCCAAGGAUUGAAUCCAGGAUCUUCUGUGCACAAAGGAAAUGCUCUGCCGCUGACCUGUGACACUUCUGCCAAAGAGCUCUCUCCCACUGUUGUUUUCACUAGAUCUAGCAUCCUAGAGGUAGUAUGACAACCAUCACGAGCAGUCACAUUUAAUAGCCUUUUCUUCCAGAAUUUGUAUAGUCCCCUUUUAACGUUGGGCGCUGAAAAAUAGUAGAAUAGCAGUUAAAAACUGACCUUGAGCGAAACCCAGCAGACUAUCGGUUAAGCAAAGGUUUUUUUGUGGUGUGCGUGGUCGAACCACAUAUUUCAUUUGUUACAUUUCUGUCCCACCUGUCCUCCUGGGAGUUCAAGACAGAGUACAUGGUCCCUUCUCAUGUUAUCCUCACAACAUCAUGGUGAAGUAGGUUAGGCUGAGAGCUGGUGACUGGACUAAGAUCCCUUUUGAGUUUCAUGACCGAGUUGGAUUUGAACCAGAGUCUCCCCAGUUCUAAUCCAAUACUCCUAUCCUUGCAUCUUGCGUCAUGCCAUCCUACACAAUAUAUCCUCUGUGUGGGAGCCAUUGCUACCACCUGUUGAAUAAAAGGGUGCCUGUGAACUCAGUUAACCCCCAUUUGCAGAGGGCUGGUGGGAGGCACUUUGGAGCGGUUUUCUCAUUGUCAGGGAUAGGAUCAUAUUGAUGCUAAAGACUGUCCUAAAGUUGGUUUAUUCCUGAGUACCUCCCAUCUUGAAUGAGGUAUCCUAGAAGUGGUAAAACUGCGGCCAAAAUGAGUCAGGGACUGGAAUGCCUUCACUACAAAGAGAGACUAAAGUAUUUGGAGCCAAGGGCAUAGCCAGGAUUUUUUUGGGGGGCAGGCAGAACCUCAGUUAGCUCUGUAUUUUUAUUUAGUUUUGUUGAUUUUGGGGGGCAGCUGCCCCCCUGGCUACACCCAUCCUUGGAGCUUUUUACUUUUUAGCAGGUAAGAAAAAGCCAGGUAAGAGGGGUGGGGUAGAUAUUUCUAAAAUCGUGCAUGGUGUGGAAUAAAAAAAAUUCUCCAUCUCCCAUGUUACUAGAAUUCUAUGUUACCCAAUUAAACUGGUAUAGCUUCAGACAAGAAAAAUUGCUGCUACGUGCAGCAGAUAACUUGUGGAUUUCUCAGCCACAAGGGGUGGUGACAGCUGCACAGUUGGAUGGCUUUCAAAGGAGGAUUGGACAAAUUCAUAGAAAACAGGCCUGUUAAAUAAUAUAGCUUACUGCAGGGGUCACCAACCUUUUUAGACCCAUAGGCACAUUUGGAUUUUGAGUGAGUGCGAUGAGAGCCAUCCACUCUAAUAACUUCUCUCCCAGAUCAGCAUGUGUGUACACACACACACACAGACAGACACACACCCCUUGCUUUUCUAAGGGAUCUGGGUGAAAGUUGGAUCCAGUAGAAUUAAUCUGCCUCCUGGAAAGCACAUAGAGCUGAAAGAGGAAGGGGGAAAGAGUGCCACUCCUAUAGCUUCCUCCUUCAGUUUUAUGUGCUUUGCAUUGCAAGGGGUUGAAUUAGAUGGCCCUUGGAGUCCGUUCCAACCCUACAAGGCUAUGAUCCUAUGAUAUUUUGCAAUGGGGGGGGGUUUACCAUCUGUAUCACUUUAUGGCUAGACAGCAUCAAAAAAAGCAGAGACAUCACCUUACCAACAAAGGUCCGUAUGGUUAAAGCCAUGGUUUUCCCAGUAGUGAUGCAUGGAAGUGAGAGUUGGACCAUAAAGAAGGCUGAUAGCCGAAGAAUUGAUGCUUUUGAAUUAUGGUGCUGGAGAAGACUCUUGAGAGUCCCAUGGACUGCAAGAAGAUCAAACUUAUCCAUUCUGAAGGAAAUUAGCCCUGAGUGCUCACUGGAAGGACAGAUCCUGAAGCUGAGGCUCCAGUACUUUGGCCACCUCAUGAGAAGAGAAGACUCCCUGGAAAAGACUCUGAUGUUGAGAAAGGCAGAGGGCACAAGGAGAAGGGGACAACAGAGGACGAGAUGGUUGGACAGUGUUCUCGAAGGUACCAGCAUGAGUUUUCAGCAAGGCAUUCGACAAGGUGCCCCAUGAUAUUCUUGUAAAGAAGCUGGUAAAAUGCGGUCUUGACUAUGCUACCACUCAGUGGAUUUGUAACUGGCUGACUGACCGAACCCAAAGGGUGCUCAUCAAUGGUUCCUCUUCAUCCUGGAGAAGAGUGACUAGUGGGGUGCCACAGGGUUCUGUCUUGAAGAUGUCUUAUUCAACAUCUUUAUCAACGACUUGGAUGAUGGACUCAAGGGCAUCCUGAUCAAAUUUGCAGAUGACACCAAACUGGGAGGGGUGGCUAACACCCCAGAGGACAGGAUCACACUUCAAAACGACCUUGACAGAUUAGAGAACUGGGCCAAAACAAACAAGAUGAAUUUUAACAGGGAGAAAUGUAAAGUAUUGCACUUGGGCAAAAAAAUGAGAGGCACAAAUACAAGAUGGGGGACACCUGGCUUGAGAGCAGUACAUGUGAAAAGGAUCUAGGAGUCUUGGUUGACCACAAACUUGACAUGAGCCAACAGUGUGACGCGGCAGCUAAAAAGCCAAUGCAAUUCUGGGCUGCAUCAAUAGGAGUAUAGCAUCUAGAUCAAGGGAAGUAAUAGUGCCACUGUAUUCUGCUCUGGUCAGACCUCACCUGGAGUACUGUGUCCAGUUCUGGGCACCACAGUUCAAGAAGGACACUGACAAACUGGAACGUGUCCAGAGGAGGGCAACCAAAAUGGUCAAAGGCCUGGAAACGAUGCCUUAUGAGGAACGGCUAAGGGAGCUGGGCAUGUUUAGCCUGGAGAAGAGGAGGUUAAGGGGUGAUAUGAUAGCCAUGUUCAAAUAUAUAAAAGGAUGUCAUAUAGAGGAGGGAGAAAGGUUGUUUUCUGCUGCUCCAGAGAAGCGGACACGGAGCAAUGGAUCCAAACUACAAGAAAGAAGAUUCCACCUAAACAUUAGGAAGAACUUCCUGACAGUAAGAGCUGUUCGACAGUGGAAUUUGCUGCCAAGGAGUGUGGUGGAGUCUCCUUCUUUGGAGGUCUUUAAGCAGAGGCUUGACAACCAUAUGUCAGGAGUGCUCUGAUGGUGUUUCCUGCUUGGCAGGGGGUUGGACUCGAUGGCCCUUGUGGUCUAUUCCAACUCUAUGAUUCUAUGAGUUUGAGCAAACUGCGGGAGUCAGUGGAAGACAGGAGUGCCUGGCGUGCUCUGGUCCAUGGGGUCACGAAGAGUCAGACACGACUAAACGACUAAACAACAACAACAACAACAACAAUCACUUUAUGGCCAAGGGAGCCAUGAAUAGAGAGAUUUCAGAGGCUCUGUGAGUGCCAGAUAGAAUCCUCAAGGAGACCACUAUGCUCACACAUGCCACAUUGCCAACCUCUGGCUUAACAGAACCACAUAUUUAAAAGGUGUGUGUUGUUUUUUUGCUGGACAUAGUAUAAUUAAAUAAGUUACUACAGAUGAAAAAAAUAUUUUUUCUUGUCAAAGCACUGUCUUCUAAUUAAAUGUGUUAAAAUCUGUUGCUUUGCUCAGUAUGUGAAAUUUCAGGAACAGGUAUACUAUGUGAAAUAACUGUCAACCAAAUGGUAUUUAACUCGCCCCCCCUUGAUUUAACACAUGUUCAGUUAACAGCAAUUGGCGUAAAGCUGAUCAGUAGCAAAGAGGAAGUAAAUCUAAUCUGUCAUUUAAAAAGAUAGCAGCUUUUUCAUACCCCUUAGUUGAAAUAUGGCAUUACUAAAUUGUAGAACAACUCAAAGAACUUGAACAAUACCUGAAAAUUUGAUGUAACUUUUAUGCUGGUUUACAUCUGUCUUUGAACCUUCUCUGAACUUCUGUUCAAGAGGUCAGUUCUUCCUAAAAUGCAAAAUAAGAACAGAAAAUGCUGUCCAACUCCUGCCUCCCUCCUCCCUUCUGUUUCCCUGGCCUCUAGCCAAAUCAAAUUAUCCCUCUGUCAGGCUCUCCAAAUUAGUUCAGCAUUCACAUGGAGGGAAAUUUUUCAAUACAUUUGGUAAUUAAUUGUAUUGGACCAUUUACCCAUUGCACAAACAGACUGCAAAAACUUGAAAAAUAGGAUAUGUGUUGUGAUUUAAAAAGCCAAACCAAGCCAAGUUCUGUAUGACUUGCAGUUAGAGAACUUUGGCUGAAAAGACAGCAAAUAUAUUCAAAGUUUCCUUCUAAUGUAGGUCCACCUAAAUGGGGAGUUUGGGUCUGCUGCUAGCCAACCCACCUCUUCAUAACUGGGAGGGGGGAAGCAUUUCAGAAGGUAAAUCAGCUGCAUUAGAGAGAGAGAAAUUACUUUAUACUGGGGAACAUAAUCCUCUGCUUCCAGAACUGAAUUGUGAGAACUGUGUGUUCAUCUUCAGGGCUGGUUCAAGGUUUCCAUACUGCUGAGUGUCCCCCUCUCCACAUCCUCUGCAGUGGGCACCAGGAAGCCUGAGCUCUAAUACGUCAUCCUUUCACCCUUUUGCUCUCAGAGCAAACUGAUGAGUUGAUGGGACUUCUCCACACAAAGUAGAGGGAAAGAGGAUGUGGGAGCAAUGAGAGAAGUUGUAGCAUCGUAGGGAAAGACAAAGGAGAGUGGCAGCGGUCCAACCCAUGCUACCUAGUGCUGCCAAGCUUCUGUGUGGGCGCUCAUUUGCAGAAGCCAUGGGGAAUUCACUGAUUCCUAUGAAUUACUGUCACAUGAAAACAUCCAAUUAAUUGGAGAGAAAAGCAUAAAGUCAUUUGGUAUUCAGCACAUCCUCACUGGAAGAAAGCUGACCAAUGUUUCAGUAUUAGGGCUCCUGCGCCUUGAGUGCAGGAGCUGUGAACCUUUAGCCCUCCAGAUGUUUGACUACAACUUCCAUCAUCCCCGACCACUGGCCAUGCUGGCUGGAGCUGAUGGGAGAUGGGGUUGGCAUCUGAAGAGCUACAGGUUACUUUCUUCUCCAACCCAUGGCAACCCAUGGGUUGAUUUCUCUUUUUUGUGACAGCCUGCACACUUUAUCUAAAAAAAACUAGCUCUUCUUAGACAAAACAUUUCCUUCCUCUGUUCCACCUUUCCUAUUGUGUGCCAUGACUUUAUUUUACAAAAAAAAGAAUGCUCCAUACAUUGCAAAAUGUAUGGCUUGCCUUGGCACUUAUUUAGAUCUGAAUCACUGCGAGUCUUGUUAUUACCAGGGCCUUGUAGCAUGACAGAGUUAUUGUUAUGCUUACCAGCAAGAAGAGCCUCUUAAAGGGCUAGCUGGCUUAUGAGUCAGUAUUCAUGGUCCUAGUUCCCCUCUGGAAGAAUCAAUUGGUUGGAAAAGCCUUAUACAAGCUAAUAGUCCCGCAAGGGGAGUAUAGAACUUAAAAACAUCCGGCAGCUCUUUAGCUAGCAAUACUAAAGUCUUGUGAAUAUAUUCAUAAAGGCCACCCACCCACAUUCAUUUCUAGGUUCUGCAGCCUUUGGAACUGCAUACUUUAUUCUUAGCUGUAAUUCCUGCAUUACAGGGGAUUGGACUAGAUGACCAAACCAAAGUACAAAAAAUCUUAGGAGAUAUUUCUUUCAUCUUUCUACUGACUAGGGGGAGAAAAGCUUUGAAGGAAGUUUCUUACUAUUGAAGGAGGUAUAACAAUAGUAGCCAUGCAUUGUAAAUAAAACAAAACAUUUGUGAAGUUCUAUUGAUCAGAAAAUUAACAUUGUUUAGUUCUUGGAUUAAAAAAAGAAGGCUGUUUUAAUUUGCACAUGUGCUUCAGCUGUUAGCAAAAGGCUUCAGUUCCUUUUUGUGUCUGAAGCACAGUAGGUGUCAGGAUUGUAAGCAAAAAAUGAAUGUUUAUAUUAAAAAGGCUCUUGUGACAUCUAACAAACAGAGUAUAAAUGGUGAUAUACUACUGUGCUGCUACAAUACAGGAAUUAUUUCAGCACCGUAGUAGUAAAUUUUGCCAGUGGAGUGUAAAGACAUCUAGCUGGCUGGCUGCCAUCUCAAAUAAAAGUGGAAAAAAGAAAAAAAAAAUGGGUCACUUUUGUCUUGUUCAAGUCAGAAGAGUUAUUUGCAGUAUGCAACACAGAUCCCCUUUAAAUGUCAUCUUAAUUGCCUUUGUAGAAUUCAGUUACAUUGCUCAAUAGUACUAAAAAAGAACAAAGAAUAUACAUUUGCUUUGGCCGAAUUUAUUGUGCUCCUCUGCUUCUCUCUGAAUGUCAAAUUGUGAAACAGGAUCACCGCUAUUAUACUGUAAGAAUGUAAAACUGUGUCCGUUCAUAGUCCCCCUCAAAUACUGCUGAGUGGCCCUCAUACCAAGAAAGCUCAUCUUGAUACAGAACUUUCUCCUCAGGGUGGCUGAAAGGGACAAAGCGUUUGGCAUUGACAGCUGCUUUUCCCCACAGUUAAAUUUUAUUCAUUCCUCUUGCUGCUCUAUUGAGGUUAAAGUCAAUUCAACUAAUGGACAGCCUUCAAAAUUAUUAUAGAAUGCCAGUGAUCUCCUCAUUUCUUAAUUGGCAUGAAGUUCGCAGUCCCUGAGCUUGGAGGGACAAUUCACAGUAUGCAUAACUUGCUGUGACACUGUGAUAUGUUUUUGAAACGUAGUACAUAAGUACACAGUCUGUUAAUUUUGAGGCUUCAGAUAUUGUUGACCAAAGAUGGUCAAAGUGCACAAUAACUGGCUCCUGCUUCUCUAGUGUUAUCCUGCUAUCCCAAGUGUCCAGGACGAAUAACAGUAUCAAAGAAUCAUAGGCAAUCCCAGCAAAAGAAGUCCGGUUGAAUGUUAUAGUGACAUAAUCACACUCCUGAAACCACAAAUAUCGUUUCUAGGGUUUGAAAAAAGUUUUAAGCAAAAGGUGCUUACAAAUUCAACCAUGCACCAAAAAGCAUGGAACUUUUAGGUUCACACAUCUAUCUUCACUUCCAUACCAUGUAAACAAUAAACUUAUUGUGCUGCCUUAAAGCUAGACUCCAAGCUCUUACUGUGUGGCCUCAUUUACGUGUGUUGAAGAGAUGCAUGAGUACAUGACAAACAUAUGUACAUUGAGGAGAAACACACAGUUAUGCACAUUUCAUAGGGCAAAUUAUACUUGCCUUACACUUACGAUGGGGGAAAUAGUAAUCAGACAGCAGAUCAAAGUUUAUAAACAAUUGCAAAUAGCAAAAAAAUGUAUUAAUGUGCAGGCUGUUACAGAAAUAAAAAGUUGAUUAUACAGGCAGUAUUUAAGCUAGCUUGGCAACUCUUUGGUAAUGGCUAAGGGGUAGUAAAAUUAUAAUUCCAAAUAUGGAGAGGAAAAGGCAACAAAAAUCAGACAGGCAUGCAUGAAUUCGUUUAAGAGGAAAGAGGGCAUACAAAUGUUUGUUGCUGAAAGGCAGCUUAGGUAGCUGUGAGAGCUAGAGAAAAUGGAGCAUGGAUGUUGUCUGUUCAAAGGCAGGAGGAAUGGAAAGAAGUUCUUUAUUAUAGGCACUUAUCACAGUCACCAUUUUUGUGGGCAUUUUUAAAAUAAAAAAAUCAGCUUUUGCUAGGCUUAUAUCACAUACAGCAUCCUAUUUCUGUGAGUGAAUGAGUCACUUGUUUUCUUACUUUUGUAAGUAAAACAACUUUUUAUGGUGGGGGGAAAUGCGCUUAAUGUCACUCUAUAUUUGGCACCUUUCAAAUAAAUUGGCUCUAGUUCUGCCUGGCUCACUGUAAUUAGAAAACACUUUGCAGCCAUGAUCCGGAAAUUUUAGGUGCUGCAAGUUUUUCCUUAUAUGUGCCAAGCUCACCUUCUCCCACACUGUGGGAGCUUGGUUUAGGUUUCACUGUGUUGGAGGCUAAGCUGGAAGUUCUUCUAGGUGUUGGGAAUGGUUGGUUAGUGGUUGGAAAUGCAGUGUGUUUUAUUGGCUUAGUGCAGUUUCCCUUGCAGGCUGGUGCAUGGCCCGUUAGGGUCAAGGUAACACUUUUCCAAGGUUCAUCUUGACCAACCAGCCCCCCCCCCUCACACCCACCUCUUAUAUCAGAGGUUUUCAACCUUUUUGAGUCCAUGGCUCCCUUAAUCAACUACAUUCUUUCUGCGGCACGCCUGUGGGGCUUAGGAGCCCAGUUAUGUCACCCCUUGCCUGCAGAGCUGGCAGCCCCUCACCCUUUUCAAACAUCCUCCCUUGUGGAGUGUUCCCUCAGCCUCCUCUCCUCUCCCUUCUCCUUGGGAGUUCUCCAGGCAGCAGCUGCUGCUGUCCCUGGUCUCUGAGCUGUCUCACCCACCUGCCCCAAAGAGUGGUGUCUCCCAGAGGUUGGGGGGCCCCAGCCAGGUUAGCUUUCUGAAGCCCAGGGCAAGUGUACUCAGCUGCCCCCCCCCCUUUGCAGGGCCUGAUGUGCUCAUGCAGAGAGAGAGAGAGAGAGAGAGAGAGAGAGAGAGAGAAUCAUAGAGCUGGAAGGGACUCUGAGGAUCAUCCAUUCCAACCCCCUGAAUGCAGGAAUACAGAGAGAGAGAGAGAUUGCCAGAGUGAUCUCAUUAGCCUAAUAUUUAUUCCUUUGAAGGAACCAGAUUGCAUUCUUCCUUGCUAUAGCUUCCCUCAAAGAUCAUAUGCCAAACUAUGUGGGAGUACAAUUAAAUGAGCCGGAGUGGGAUGUAUUUCACAUCUGCUGGUUUCAUUCCUACAUAGGCAUAGAAAAUUUCAUCAUUAUGAAUGGAGAAAUAGGUCUGUUAUCACUUGCUUCCAUUCUAGAGCAAUGAGGCAGUGCCUUUGAGCUUUGUUUCUAGAAGUGUAAAGGCAACAUCUUUCUCUAUCAGUAUUCCCAUAUUCGUUGGCUUGGGAAUUACAGUGCUUGUCUUUAGCUUGGUUGUUUAUUUUAAAGAUUCCCUGAAGUUCCUCUAUAGUGAGUGUUCAAAUACUGAAUUGGCAUUGUGUUUUUGGGUUGUGUUGCAGCUUAUAAUAGGAUCAUAUCUACAGCUCCAUUUUUAUCCCAUUGAUUUGGGGGAAGAACAUAUUUUUGUCAUCCCCCCUUCUCAGAUUGAUGGAGUGUUUAUAGAUUUGUAGGGCAGAAACAUAGACUUGAGACUAUUGGUUGUAGGGUUCUUAGAAAAUAGGUUUCUGCUCUGGUUGCCACCCUCUAAUUAACAAAUGCAGUGUGCAUUUUGUACGUAGAGAGAAUGGUUGCUGGCAAAUGGUAUAGCUAGAUGCCAUCUUAAUGAAUGCAUUACUAAUGAGCUUUUGUAAUAUUAGCUCAUCAACACCCUCACUGUUCCUGUCCAGUUUUAAUUAUGUGUGGCAAUCAAACUUUGAGAAAUCAUUAUACAAGCACUACAAAGGCCACAUCGUUUUUUGGCACAGGGCAUUCUGGGAUGGUUCCCCCCCACACACACACAAACACUUUUUACAUAGCAUGCAAUCCGUGUUUGUGUUAUUGCUUAGCAAUUCCUGAGCUUGUCUACGUUCUAAAAAGAUUUCCAAAAUCCAAAUAAUGAACUUUCAGGAGAACACAGAGAAAUAUAGUAGUGUUUGCACUUUCACGUCUGAGUGCUAGCAAAAUGCCAGUAGCUAGUUGAAUCAUUGCACAACAGCCUGUAGGCAAGAAGUGCUAUUUCUCACUGACUAUAAAAACAUGUAUUGAAGUGCAUGAGCCAUAUGUCUGAGUUAAAAAAAAAAGUAAUUAAAUGUCACAUUGAAUAUAUUUGUAUGAAAGAUUUGAGGAUGUCUGAGAUACCAGAGAGAUGUAAAUUGUUUUGGUAAUGUAUUCAUACUUGAUAAUAGCAGAUGAAUGUAGAAAUAGCCAUUUUGAAAAAGGGGGUGCUUAUCAGUGUGCUGCUCCACAUUAAACAAUUGAUUAUGCUCAGACUAGUGUGCUAAGAAUUAAGAUUCCUGAGGUUUAUAGAAAGAUUAAAACAGAAAUGGGCAUUACUAAAGUUUCUUUUACAAAUAACAAGCUGUCUUUUGCCUGCCUGUAUUGUAAGAUGUGAGGAGUAUAUGACUCGUAUGUUAUAUUAUUGAUGCAUUAUUUAUAUUUAUAAGCCAUGUCCUGGCCCAUAGGAUUCCAGGGUGUACAUAAGAAAAUGAUUAAAAAAACAAUAAUUUAAACAACACUUAAAAUCAUACUGUGUCAAUGAAAACAGUUCACCAACAGCAUCAAAAAUAGCCAAACUCACUCACAGACAUUGUCUAAAAUGCCUUUCUGAACAGAUGCAUUUUGUGGUCUGAAUAACUUCCUUUUUCUUUUAAAAGUUUUGAGGUUGCACAGGUUGUUAGGUGGUCUCCUGUCAUGUUUUAACUAGGCCCAGAUCUGGUUUAGCUCCACAUACAAUAAUGCGGAACACAUUCAAACCAUUUCCAGGGUUGGAGGUAAAAUAAAGGAAAUAAAGAUGCAUUGCAGAGAGGAACAAAACAAGUCAGUUAAUGAUGGUGCUUGUUGAUUGUCCUGCUGUCUUAGCAAGUUUCAUCAGAUUUGAACAAUAGGGAAGACUACUGUCUUGGGGAAACUGCAUUCAUAGGAGCCAUGGCAGCAUACUUCUUUCUACGGGCAGAAAAACACUUCACCAAUCUGGUUGCAGAAAGAAUAUUGGUUAUUAAGGAAAACCUCACUGGAUGUGCUUCCCUAGCAUCGAAAGAGAAGAAUCACGUAGCAAAGUGUGACUCUCCUUCGUAUUCAUAUACUGGAUUUUUCCACUGCCUGUAGCACGUGUAGGCAGAUGGGUGUCUGCCCUGGACUGCACUUUACAAGUGUGCCACCCAAGAAGGGAGAGUAGGAAGGAGGUACAAGUCAUGCAGAAUCACCACAAGCGCAAUAUUCAGUGACCUGGUUCCCAGACAGGAGGGAUUACAAAGCAUCUAAAUUACAUUGUGCUAUAGCACCAGUAGGUGUUUCACAACAAAAGGAUUGGCUUGAAUCAGAAAGCAGGAAUUCGGGAUGGGUUGGGAGAGGAUGGGAAAUGCAGUAAAUUUCCUCCUGAAAUCAUAAAACAUGUCUACAGAAAACCAGUGCCAAAUUGAAGUAUUAAUAAAUUUCUUUUGGUCUCAGUUCUACUAACACAUCUUGAUCCAUUCUGCCCCAUUGCAACAGAGAGAGACAUUAAAAGAGUUAGAAAACAUUGUGACAGGAUAGCUUGUUUCUAAUUAUAUGGGUUUUGCUCCACCCUAAGUUACAAUUUCAACUAAUUUAGGCCUGUGUCAGCCUGCUUGGUUUCUUCCAAACUAAAGUUAGGAAUUUGCAUGACUUUGCCAUGAUUUAUCAAGAUGAUUCUGUUUUCUGUGUUAACAUAGGUUAUUUCAGCAUAUAAUGUGCAUUCAGGUGGAUCCAGAAUAAUAGUAGCCUUGAAGUAAAAGACUAGUAGACAGUUUCUGAAGAGACAUGGCUCAGGUUGAUGGCAUAGUAGCUCAUAGGAUCAGGUGUUUUAAUGGCAUCUCCUUACUAGUGGAGGGGCACAAUUACUGCACCCCCAACUCCAGUGGUGGGAACAGGAGCAGCCUUUGACAUGGUCCUUUGUUGAUGGCAUUAAUUUUUAUGAAAUGGUGUGUUUUUUUAGAAAUGGAAAAGAUCCUUGCAUAGAAAAAUAUAACUGUGGGGGGAAAUGUCAUUAUGGAAAAUGUUCCACCCUACAUCACUGUUUACCUAUCAAAAGCUGGCUUCAGAACACACCAUAGCAACCCAAGGAUCAGUAUAAUAUUCCUGAAACCUAUAAAAGAGGCACAGCUUGCACUUUUUUUUGCUUUGGAGAGAGUAGGGAAAGAUUAGGAAUUUCAAUGGAAAUUGAAGAUGGAUGGAUUUGCCCUGCUUGCCAGACACUGAAAUGGCAAUGACAAUAGACCAGAACUAAAAAGUAUCAAUGUAAUAUAUAUGUUUGCAUUAAGUUCAAUAAAUCUUGCUGUAACCCUGUGAGAAUUUGGCACUGCAGACCCACAAUGCAGAUGCAGUCCAAAAGCUGAGACAGCUGUUUGCCUAAGACCACAUACUAAAUUCAUUGCAGAGAUUAGAUUUGCACCUGGGAUUUCACAGAUCCACCAGUUGGCCACUAUACUAAUAUACUAUAAUAUAUUAGCUCAAGCAUUGUAUGUGGUAUCUGAAAGUGUUCUACAUGUUGAUUAUGGUAUUGAUUGUUUGCUCUCAUUAUUUUUUUUUGCAGGAGAAGCUAUAGAAGGUCUUAGGGAGAGUGAUUACCUUUUGAUUCAUUCAUGCCGACAGUGGACCACAAUUACAGCUCAUAGUCUGGAGGAGGGACAUUACGUCAUAGGGCCGAAGAUAGAAAUCCCUGUGCAUUAUGCUGGUAAGUGUGGCUUUGGCUCUGAACUGCAAAAUAAAGGGUGACUGAGUUGCCCACCAAUUACGCCAGCUUUUUGGUUGCUUGGCAAAGGAAAGCAAAAUUGACAGCAAAGGUGACUAUUUAACAAAAUAAGUGCAGAAAAGGAGCUGCAUCUUAUUCCUACAAGCUGAUGCUACGCACUAGUAUAAACUGCUAAAUCGUGAUUUUAACUAGGAAAGCUUCAUUAACUGCUGGAGAAAAGUGGUACAAGUCUCAUUGAAAACAGUCCUCCAAAGUUGUUUUGAAAAAAGAUCAGGUGCCCAGCUACAUCAUGCCUGAAAAUGUACUGAGCCACAUGAUAGCCUACUUAUGCCUGUUCCUGGCAGCAGUGCUACGUGCUUCUGAAUAAGCAUGUGGACUUGGAACGGAUGCCAAUCAGGAUCAUUUUUUUAAAAACUUACUUUCUCUUGUAAACAACUAUUGUUUAGUCUAACCUAUGACAUCGCUGCAAGUUCAUGCAUGCCUUCCCUUUCUACUGAGUUCUAAGAGUUCCCUGUUGUCUGGAAUAAAUAGUUGUGGCCAGUCUGUUGCUUUUCCUGGGGACUUUUUUCAUUUCUCUUUCUCCCUCUGUUCAAGGCUCACCAGGCCCCUUUUCAGUGCAGUGUUUUUUAAAAAAAUAAAAAAGUGACAGCUAUAAUUUGAAAUUUCCUUAGCUGCAUUUAAGCUUCCUUUCUCUUACAUCUUUUAAAAACUGGGUCACAACUGCAAUUCUAAUCAAAACAUUGUCUUUUUGCUUCACUGUUCCCAAAGGUCCCUUGGCCAGCAACAAUGAGUGUGUUGGGGCAAUCAUGUCUCUGCUUAAGAAGACAAGAUAGGAAUGAGCCUCAGAAUCACCUAGGCAGCCCUUUUGAUCCUCCCAUUGUGCAAGCAAGUGAACAGAGCAGGAAGUCUUCCAUUAAUUAUAGUUAACGAUAGUUCAGACAAAAUGGGAAACUAUAAUUAAUUGAACAGUUGCAUUUAGGGAGGGGCUAGAAGGACAUUCAUAGCACGACUUACCACACUGAGUUAUGAUCAUAUGAACUCUCCCACUCAUUCUUAAAUAGUAACCUCCUGUUUUCAGCAAUAUAUGAAAUAUAUCUUUUUUUCCUCUCCUUAUAAAGGAAAAAUAAUUAUAGGGUAGGGGUUGAAGCGACGGGGACCUGGGGUAGCCUUCCCCAACCUAUUGUCCUCCAGGUGUUGUUGGACUAUAACUCCAAUCAGCGCCAGCCAACAUGGCCAGUAGUCAAGAGUGAUGGGAGUUGUAGUCCAACAACAUCUGGAAGGCACCACGUUGACCGCCUUUAAAUAAAAAGUGGUAUUUAGGAACACAACUGGCAACAAUAAAUCCUAUUAGCAUUUUACAGUACUGAAAUUUGCCAAAGUUGCUGGUACAUCUAUUGUGGGGCAAUCAGAGGCCAGUUUCCUACUACGUACACUCAGUGGCUCUAUGGAUCAGUUGGCAGGCUUUUUCUUGAGAGACUAUUAGACUUUAACUGCAAUUUAAAGAGUACCUCUGAGGGCCUUUGUAAUUUGAUCACUAUCUGAUAAUGUUACUUGUGUUUGUCAUAAUGUGCUCUCUCUCUCUCACCCAAACAACUCAUUUAUGAAUUUAGUGAUUCUGCAAGGAAACUAAAAAGCAAUGCAGAGGUGCAAUUCAGAUGAGUAGUAUAAAAAGCAACUUCAUCUUCCACAUUAGAGGCACUUUCUCUUCCUAUCUUCAGUUUCUGAAUCUUAAUCCCCUGCAUUAUAUGAUACAAUUACUACGGGGAACUCAUUCAAAGCAGUUACUGGUGUGGUAUAUUUGUUAUGUGGUUUCUACAUACAUUCCACUUGUAACAUUUCUUUCCUUUUGCUUCCCAAACCACAUCUACACCAUCAGCAUAAAAUAGUUGUAAAACAUUGAUUGCCAUGGCCUUUCCUGAAGUCCCCUGGUUAUGAUUGCUGUGUGAGUGCUGGUUUUCUUUUGCUACAGUUACCGAGAUUCUUUGGAGAAGUUAUUAGUCUAAAUAGCUUUGCUUUGUGGUGCAGAUACAAAUCCAUGAAUGGAAUCUAGAAAUUGAGGUUCUACCCAGUUCAGUUUAGAAUGAUUAAAAACAGAAGACCAGCGCUACCUAUAAUAACUCAUAUACCCAUGUGGAAAUAAGAUCAAAAAUAUUGUGCAUAACGUGAAGUAUAUAUGGGAUGUAUGCAAAAGAGUAAAUAUUGCAGAAGUUCAAAGGCAAGAGUUUGCUCUUGUUUGACAGCACACAGUGUCUUUUCCCAGGGUUAGUUAUGCCAAGUCUGUCAUCAUUAAAGAGUAAAAUUCUGUGUCAGGGAGUUAACCAUGUUACGAAAUGAUUAAAGGAGCACUUGCUACUCAAUCUGCUUUCUGAAAGAACUGAACUUUGUUUCCUGAUCCAGUUCAAGGUUGAAAAUGGGGUGGAUUGACUUAAGCAUUUUCUGGCUUGUGUGUGCCCAUGUUAGGGAUUUAAAGUGUGGUUGACCUCUUGAAAGAGCAGUCAUGCAUUUUUUCUGCUUGCCUCAGAAAAGCAGAAAUUAUACCCAUGCAGAGUUUCAACAUGGAUCUAUUCAGUGCCUGUGGUUGAUGGAUGCUGCUCUAGAAAGAGGAGAGAGAAUAUGUGUCUUGCACGCAGGCGUCUUGUGACAAACUUUAAAGGGAUACAAGUUCUAAAUCCAGAAGAGGGAACAAGGAGUUGAUAAUAUUGUUGCCCAGUUUGUUAGUUUUUAUUAAAGUAAUGUAUACACAGACCACUUCCUGUGUAAAGAUCUUGAAGUAUAAAAUUCCAGUGAAGAUAAAAUGUUAACAUAUAAAACCAAAUUUAUUAAAAUAUACAUGAAAUCCAAAGGAAAUGGAUCAGUUAAUUAUUUGGGAUAAGCCUGAGCAAACUUACUUUAACUGUCUUUGGUAUAACAUUUUAUUUAAUUUAUUUUGUACAGUUUAUAUACUGCUUGACUGUAAAACAACAACCCUCAAAGUGGCUUAUUGCUGCAUUAUUCAAAGUGAGUGCAAAGUGGCUACAUGUGAAGUCCAGGUUCUUCCAUUGUGGCAUUCAAGUGCCUUGAAAUCUGACUGCCGUGGUGGUGGGGGACUACAGCAAGCUCCAGGUGAUCUGCUUCUUUAUCUUAAGAGCUGCUAGAGGGGAAGAGAAGGAAGUUCUUCCCCAGAACCAUCUCCUAGAUCUCUCUGUAUGUUGGGUCUUCGAUUGCAUACGCUAAAAAAAACCAACCCCUUAAAUCUUUUAAAACUCUUAAUGUUCAGACCUCACUAUAACCCUCAAACAUAAUUUGAGAACAAGCUUGAAGCCAUCCCAUGGUAUCUGGGCUUUCUGCCAGAUGGGGGCAUGCUCUGUCACAAGGCAUCUAGCUCUCUUCCUACUUCUUUGCAAUGAAGAGUGUCACCACGGCAUCACACUUCAGUGAGAUCAUUUGUUUAAAGUAUUGGUUUUAGGUGUAGGGAACUAUUCUGCCUUAUUUACAAAGAAACACACUAUGGUAUGUUGCAAUUCCUUGUUUACAAAGAAACACACUACGGUGUGUUGCAAUUCCUUUAGACUACAGAGUAGCUGGAACUACUGUUAGGGCAUUAACCUUGUCUACAGCUCUUCUUGAAACUCUUUAGAUUCUUUUCAAAUUGGUGGGGGAAACCUAGCUAUUCUUUAAUUUAAAAAAAACAACAACCCUAACGAAUAAAGCUUACUUCUUUGUGUUGUCUGGAGAGUGAUAGACGCACAGUGCCUCUGAGUUCAGUGGAAAUAACAUGAUCAGCACAUGUCCUAACAUGUUGCUUUUCUGAAUAUUUUCAAAGUUUCCCCCUGUGCAGCUAUACUUGGCUAAACUUGAAUGCUACUUUGUACACAGAUUUGAUGAGUGAAGCAGUUGAGCUGCAAUGAAUCAUUGUCGACUGAGCUAGUUUCUAAAAGGUUGGACUACUACUUUGGGCACACUGUGCUAUGGUGUCUAGAUCAAGGGAAGUAAUAGUACCACUCUAUUCUGCCUUGGUCAGACCAUACCUGGAGUACUCUCUAGUUCUAGGCAUCACAAUUUAAGUAGGAUAUUGAGAUGCUGGAACAUGUGCAGAAGAAGGCAGCCAAGAUGAUCAAAGGUCUGGAAACCAAGCCUUAGAGGAACUUUGGAGGGAGUUUGGUAUGUUUAGCAUGGAUAAGAAGAGACAGAGAUGAGAUAUGAUAGCCAUCUUUCUAUUUAUCUGUACACCGGUAAUCAUAUCAUUCAUUCUGAUUAUUCGUAUUUGCCCAUGCAACAGAAGCCUGUUACACCAAAAUGCAAGCAAAUUAAUAAGCUGCCUUGGGUGCCCUAUGGGAUGAACAUUGCUGAGAGGAGGAUGUGGGGCGGGGAGGGGGGGAGUACAGCCCUGCUGAUUCUCUUGGAUGUCUUGUGGCUUUUGACGUUAUCAGCCAUAUUAUCCUUCCGAAUGGGCUGUCCAGGCUGGGUGUAGGAGGCACCACUUGGCAAUGGCAUCAAUCCUAAUUGGAUAUGCUUUGUCCGUUCUGAGGAAACUUGUGGAAAACAUAAUUAAAAAUAAAAGUACCAAGCAAUUAAGAACAAAUCUUGCUGAAGAAGAACUGGCAUAGCUUCUGCAAAAAUGAUAAGCAUAGGGGUGAUCUAGUGGGCAUUGUGUAAUCUGGACUUUCAAAAAGCUUUUGAUAAAGUCACUUGCCAAAGACUGCUGAGUAAGCUUAGCAGUCAUGGGAUAAAGACAGAUGUUUGUCCACACGUGCAUUGGUGGGGGGGUGUUUUAUGGACAGUGUUUUAAUUGGGGGGGGGGUUAGGCAGGUGUUUGGCAUACCUAAGCAAUAGAUUUCCAGGCAGGCUAGAACCUUGAAGCUUUUCUGCUUAGAAAAUGCUAUAGGGCAGAAUGUUAAGUAGGGGACAAGUCUUUCCACCUGGGGGGGAAAUGCUGGCUAUGGACACAGGAAUUUGGUGUUUUAUUUCAGCAUCGCCAUGCUUCCACUGCAGAUUUGUAUGCAUGUAUAUUGCUUUGGGUCUGAAGCUUCCUAGUGAGAAGAGGAGGGUAAUCACUGUGCCAAAUGAAUAAUAUUUGGGUCAGGGCAAAAACUUGGCAGGGAGCUAAUUGUGUGAGCCAAGGUUGCUUCCUGCAAGGAUCACUUAACAGCCAAGCAUAAAAGAACAAGAAGGGAGGAUCUGUGCAUGUGUGGGAGGAAGAGGGAGGAAGAGGGAGGAAGAGGGAGGAAGAGUGAGACCCAACAGCUGGGCUCCAGCUGGCUAGGAUUGUCUUAAUCCUGGAAAAAGAAAACCAGCCAAUCUUGCUUCUACAUUUGUCUGUUUGCUUGCCAUAGUGUUUUCAAGCCUUUAACACUGCUAUUAAAUAUAAUCCCCUAUUAUGUAGUCUGUAGGUGUCUACCUCUCCAUUAUCUCUUCCUCCAUAGUCAUUUCCAACUUUGGGCAUAAAAUUAUAGAACUAGAAAUUACCCCCUUGAGGCUACUCUUCCCCUCCCCCCACCCUCCCUUGCCGUUUUCUGGGGGUGAACUGGGAAUAUGUGUGCUCUUACAUAGUCCCUGCUUUCUUCCAAGUGUUUCCAGGGUGGUCACAUUGGAAAAUGGAGCAAAUGCACCCACUUUUCUGCUCUUCUGUUUCUGGAAAAGUGCUGGAGACCUUCCUUCUAUUUGUCCACUCUACUUCAGAGCCUAGUACAUCUGUGUACCCCAGAUGUGUCAGAAUGCUUUGAACCCAAGACUGCUCCAAUUCUUUUUUUUGUUGUUGUUGUUUCCUUUCCUUUCCUUUUUAAUAAGUCUGCUCAGUUCCCUUGCCUGCUCCUCACAUUUCUACCCUUGCGUGUUCUUUCAUUCAUAAACCCUGAAGUCUCUUCCUGGAAUCAUUUGUCUUUUCUACUCCUUGUUAUCAGACACUCCUUCAUAACAUUUCCUCCUUUCUUGAACUAUGAUUCUGACAGCAACCUGAAGGAACAGGUGCGUCGUUUGGGCGAAUUCCUGGAUCUAGUUCUGUCAUUAGAGGCACCCGUUUCCUCGGUGGCUAAGAUCAGGAUAGUUUGGCUCACACACACACACACACAGGGAACUUCAAGGUUGGAUAUCUGCAAUGUAAUCUAUGUGGGGCUACCCUUAAGCUUGAUCUGGAGGCUGCAGCUGGUGCAGAGUGCAGUGGCUACAUUGCUAGCUCCUUAACUUGCUAGUUUCCUUCUGGGCCAAGUUCAAGAUUCUGCUACUCAAACAUAAAGCCAUGUCAUUCAUAGAUAGAUAGAUAGAUAGAUAGAUAGAUAGAUAGAUAGAUAGAUAUAGACCAGGUUACUCAAGAGGCUGCCUUAUCCUUUACCUCUGUUCACUCUCUGAAGCAUGGCCUCCCCUCCCCUCCCUUCCUCUCCCCUUACAACUUUGUCUUCACUGGGGUUGUUUCCCCUGUUUGUAAAUUGUUGUAGCAAUGCAACUCUCCUCCAGCCACCUUUCGAAAUCAUUGGUAAAGGAGACCAGAUACAGCCCUUGGAUCCCAGAAAUAUUAAUUCCACUGGGGAAGGAACUGUUUGAAUUGAAUGGCUGUUUCAAUCUGUAAUGGAUUUGGGACUCCUGAUGCUUUUAAAAGGCAGGCAUUGAAAACACCUAUGGUGUCAGGUUACGUCAUACUGUUCAAUGUUUGCUCAGAUGUGUAUGUGUGCACGCCUUGGUCUAGAGAAUGCUGGUAGGAAGUGUGGUUGGAAUACCUCAGUCAGCAAUCUUCCCCAUGGAAACCAGAAGCGCUUCAUGUCUGGGAGUCAGUGCCAGGCACGUCAGCCUGGCCUAUUAAAGCAACUGACAUCAUAGAUUUCUCGGACUGUGACUGAAUUGUGGUACUAGGCAGCGGCUGUUGCUGAACUGAGGCUCACUGCUUAGCGGUUCAUUGCGAACAAAUACCUAUUGUGUGCAUUACACAUAAUGUACAAUCACUGAAAAGUCAUCUAUAAUGCUAAAGCAUUUUCUCUAUGCAUUGUGGGGAGAGAGGGGGGCUCCUUCACUGCAAGAAACCAGAAAAAUCGAAGUAGUCUGAAAGCAGACCGGAACAGAUGCACUGUUCGUUCUCAAUUAACCUGGAUUUAUUUAAAGUGUCUGAGUACUAAUAAUCUUCUUGCUAGUAUAGCAAAACACUACCUGCAUCGCUCUCUAUGUAGUGUGAGAGAGCCUGGGGAAAGUGCAUGAUCCAUUGUCUCUAACAGUUGCAAAUAACAGAUGGCAGCAUAAUGUGAUUCCGUAUGAAUCCUAAGCACUUUGGCCUUUUAUAAAUUAGGAUUUAUCAAAGAGCCUGCUCUUUCCAGACAAGUGUUGGUGACCCACUGACUAUAAAAGUGGACCUUGCAACUUAAUAACUUUUCUUUCACACAAUUGGCUUCCUGGCCAGACUGAAACCUUAGCAGGAAAAGGAUUCUUUUAACAUGAAAGCAAUUUUGUGAAUUUAUUAGCAAAAUUAUUCAUCUCUACUGAACUCCUCCUCCUCUUCCUCCUCCUCCUUCUUUUCAUUUGAUUGAUUGAUUUUUAAAUGCUAACUUGUAUUACUUUCCUUCAGGGCAAGGACAUCAGCCCUGUGACCUUCCAAAAGUUGUUGGACUACAACUUCCAUCAUCCCAAGCAAUUGGUCAUACUGACUGGGGCUGAUAGGAGUUGUAGUCCUGCAACAUCUGAAGGAUCACAGGUCCCCCAUCCUUGCUAUAUAGAACAGUAUCUCUGGCUGUGGAAUUAAGGGGCUAACAUAAUUAGUAGGGGGUUGGUUCAUAUUUGAUGACCUUGAUGUGUUGCUGCCCCACUCACCUUUGAUUUCUCAGCAGGGCUGCACUCAUGCAGAGGUGCUGAUGUACAUGGGGACAAAACAUGAUGCCUACACUCACAUUAUCACCAGCAACUCUUUACCUCUGUGCUAUCCAGGGCUUAGAUCCAGAACCUGUCCUGGGAGACCAGGGUUCAAAUCCCCCACCCUGUGAAGAAGAUCAUACGGGGACUUUGGGCCAGUCACUCUCCCUCAGCAUAACCUACCUCACAGGGUUGUUGCAAAGAUAAAAUGGAUCUAACCUUUGAGAUGGAUCAUGCAGCUAAUGGAGGAAUGUGCACAAUUCAUUUCCUUUACUCCUCUUAUUGGCAACUUGCCCCUACACCCCCAGCUUUGGGGCCUAAGUUUCAGCAGGUGUAGCUUACUCCUUCUAAAAAAAGUUAAACCACUAGUUCUACAACUGAUCCAUUGCUGUCUAUCAAGUUUCUUUAAACUAGACAUUGGAUACAUUUUUCGUUUGCCGUCUUUGUCUCCAUCUGCUUAGAAAAGCUACAUGUAUUUUACAUAAAUGAACUACAGUGGUACCUCUGGUUACGUACUUAAUUUGUUCCGGAGGUUCGUUCUUAACCUGAAACUGUUCUUAACCUGAAGCACCACUUUAGCUAAUCGGGCCUCCCACUGCUGCUGUGCCGCCAGAGAAACAUGCCAUUCUAUUUUACAAGUCACAAGGGUAGGCUCAGAGCAAGGGUAGUGCCGCCAGAGCACGAUUUCUGUUCUCAUCCUGAAGCAAAGUUCUUAACCCGAGGUACUAUUUCUGGGUUAAUGGAGUCUGUAACCUGAAGCGUCUGUAACCCGAGGUACCACUGUAUUGGAGAUUUUUCUUUUAAGGUUCUCCUUUUGUAGUGUAAUUUGGUUUUGUUGCUCUGAUUCCCUUCAGUUUAACACAAGUGCUAUGACAAGUCAAAAGGGACAGCACAGUUUGUAUCCUAAAGCGACACACAGAAAAUUGCUUACUGGAGAAUGUAGAUUAUUCCAAGUAAGAGUGAGCUAAUAUUGGGAAGGGAUGAUGAUGAUUUUAAAUGCAUCACUGACACCGUGAUAAAUGUUUUCAGCUCGUACGGGUUAAGCAGGAUUUGCUUAAAAUAAACUCCUGAGCAGCUAGAGGAACUCUAGCAUUCUUUUGCUUCUGAGCCUACCCUUGUGACUUGUAAAAUAGAAUGGCAUGUUUCUCCACCAAACUGCUGCGACCGUCUAAUUCUGUAUAAGCUUCAGGGAUAUUGCAUUCCUUCUUGCUCUUGGUUUCAGUAUCAAAGAAACACCAAACAGAAUAACUUGAAUUAUAAGAGUUCUAUUUCUAUUUGCAGUAAAAAAUGAAAUAAAAUAUGGAUGCAAGGGGCAAAAGAUAGUGUAUGAAGGUCAGGGAAAUCGGAGAGGUACCAGUGACUUGAUGAGCAACACAAACAGAAAUAGGAGUUUCGAAAAUAGAAAAAAAAAUUGUAGUUCUCAUUUCAUAUUAUAUUUCAUGGACCUGAAGUCAGGUGACUAUAUGACUGCUGGCAACCCCUGUCUUUCUGGCAGUUGCCCCCCCCCUUCAAAAUAUGAGCGCACAUAAUGUUGUUGUUCUUAUUGGACACUGCUGGGGAAGUUCCAGCACCUGAUAGCCACACCUGGUUAGGCCCUAAGGGUCUAUUUCCCCUGUAUUUCUACUAUGGUACCCACCAUGUCAUUUCUGUAAUGUUUAACUGCGUUUGAAAAAGCCCAUCAAAUGUAUGUAAAGGAGCAACCAUUGUGAUUUUCAGGUGUGCUUCUUAGGUGCCAUUGGAUUCCUUAAUGUUUUUCAGACAUUACAAAAAAGACACAAUCGGACUCCAAUGAAAAUAUUGAGGUAUUGUCAUGGACUGGUUGGAUACAGAGGAAUGGUAGAAGGAACCAGCCUGGGAACCCCCAAGGGAAGAAGGCUCAGAGCCCGGGGAUUGGUGGUGGGACAACAAUGAGCGGUCAGAGGGAGAAGACUGAGGGGGAGGAGGUGUUGGAAGCUGAAGAGGUAACGUGAGGAGGGAGAGUCUGUGGCAGGGGGUAGUCUUGAAUCAGCAAUAGAAGUGAAACCAAGAAAGUGGGAUGUGGGAGGCCAAGAGACAGAGAUCAUUAAAGUGGGUGAAGAAGCACAGGUGUCCCCCUCUCCUGCUGCAACAAGAUCUCCCUUCCCCCUGGUGUCCCCAGGACCAAAAGAGGCAUGAAGUGGGAGGAGCAGAGACAGACCCACAGAUGCAGUCUCAGAUUGCUUGAGAAAAACUCACUUAGGUCUUCAGUCUCCACAGCUGCCUUGGAGGGACAAGGCCUACUGAAGAAGAGUUUCUGUACUCAUUUGGCCUGGCACUCCUGUGUGGAUCCUAUUUCUUCUAAUAAAUAGUUAACUUCACUUACUCAGUGUGAUUUGCUGCUGUCUCACUCCUGAUAGGAAUCUACCCUUUUCAGCCAUGCAGCCCUCAAAUGUAACCUUAAGGUUUAGAAAACAGCAGAGGAAAUUUUAUAUAAGUGUUCCAAAUUGGAUCAGUGAGAAACUCUUGCAGAGGAAUGUGCUCAGUGGUCUGUAAUGAAAAAGAAUUAUAAUUAAAAUAAUUGCCUUAUUUCUCAUGUAUUAAUUUUUUCUAUGUUAAGCUGCAUCCUCAGACUUUUUUGGUGCUGCUCCUGGUAAUUAGCAAGGGGCAUUCAUGGAGGUAACACCCAUAUUCUAGUAAUUGUUCUAUUCCUAUAUAUAGCAAAGUAUCUCUUAGACUGCUGAUCCCAUGUUUAAAUGGUUUGGAUAUUUAUUUCUCUUUGACUGUGACCCCAGUGGAAUACCAUGUGCCUGUUGCAGAGAGCUUCAUACAAAUGUGCCUUCUCAGAGUGAAGGAUACUUCCGAGAACUUGCAAUAGUAGACAAUACCUUAGGCUGCCUGAGUUAUCUCUCUGAUGCUUUAUCUUGUCAUAUUUGUCUGAGUAACGGUGAAUCCUUAAUGGAUCGUCUUAAGUGGCUAAUGUCAGGAAGGUUAGUCUUCUAACUUUUAACAAGAGAAGCAUAAUGCAAUUUCAAAAUGAAAGCUUUACUCACACAACAUAUCAAUGCUCUUUGUUCAGUUAGUAAUUUUAAACUAUAUACAAUAUAAUAUCCUUUCCUUUCGAAGCAAAUUUGGGCUUAAUCUUUAUAUUCAUUUAUCUUGCACUUCUCAUCUUAUAAAAAUUAAAAUGCAAGUUCUCCCCCCCCCAUCAGCUGACUAUCAAAAGCAGUGAAGUGCUUGCUCAUAAAAAUUUGAAUGGGAAAGUUUCCCAGAAAAUGUUCUGUUGCUGUGAAUUGGUGGAUAUAGGAUUGGGCUUGCUUGCUUUUUAGUUUUGUUUACAUAGUGAAGUAUGCAGUGUGAAUUUUAUGUGCCAUAUGAAUAAAUGAAUCAUUACAUGGUGGAACUAAUUAUUUGUUCUAAAGUUAAAUUAUUUGUCCUAUGGUUAAGUUGGGAUACUUUUUAAAAGGCUCUUUUGUUUCUAUACAUUGCACAAUCUGUGUUUAGUAUGUCUUGUAAACAUCCAGUACCAUGAAGCCUUUUGUUCAUGCUUUAGAUUUGAGGGGGGGGGUAGUUUUGUGUUUGUUGUUUUGUUAUUAACCAACCCAGAAAUAGAGGCAUUAAGUCACCAUGAAAAGUUCUCCAGGGGUAUGGUUUUGGGGGAUGAAUGGAAAGGGGAAGCGAUAGCUUGGAGCACUGCUGAGCCCAAAUUUAAACUUGUUAAGAAGCCUAAUUUUAAACAUGUGAUUAGCAGAGGCUGAAGAGAUUUAGAAGUUGGCAAGCAAUCAAAGUAGAAAAAGUACUAGAAGUUUCAUUUUUUUAAUUUUGAUGUACAGAUGAAGUAAUACAGCCCCAUAAUUAAGUGUGGGGAGGGGAGAGCACCAGCUGUGGAAUGCUAAUGUAGGAAAUGUAACUUGGAAAAUGAUCAAAAAUACUGAAAACAAGUGAAUAUAGUAUUGUGAUGGUCAAAAUGUAUUCACUUAACAUUUAGUAUUAAGCAUUCAUAAUAUAGCGCCUAAUCCUACAUCUGUUUUUUCUCUGAAGUGAGGACUGGAUGAUCCUUGUGGUCCCUUCCAGCUCUACAGUUCUAUGUGUCCAAUAAAGCUUCCUCCCAAGUAACUGUACAUAGGAAUGUGCCAUUCCCUUAAAUAAGGGCAGAGCAGUAGAUUUUCCUGGCUCAGAAAAGUGACUGUUUUGUGCAUCAAAAUCGAGCCCGAGUUAGUUGUACACAAGGUUGAAUUCUGGGAUGCUGUUUCAUGGUGUUUUACCUUGACAUCAAAAGAUUGCUUCAGGGAUUCAUCUUAUUUCUCUAAAAUAUUUGUGCUCAAAAUGGCUCUCAAAAGCAAAAAAUAAAAAUUAAGGCAGCAACAUUUAAUCAAUUUUCAUUUCCCACUACAGUCAAACCUCGUUCUGCGUCCGCCUCUGUGAACGUCCGUGGCAAACCCGGAAGUACUGGAAUGGGUUACUUCCGGGUUCGCCACUCGAGCAUGCACAGAAGCGCUAAAUCGUGCAUGCGCAGACACAGCACUUCGAUGUGUGUCAUUUUCGGGUUGCGGCGGGACCCCCGGAAUGGAUCCCCUCAUAACCCGAGGUUCCACUGUAGUUGGAGAGCAGCAACAGGAAAAGGCUAUGUUGCACUCAUGUCUUGCUUGUGUGGCUUCCCGCAAGCUGGACUAAAUAAGGCCUUGAGUCUGAUCCAGCAGAGAUCCUCUUAAAUUCUAUGAUGAAGAGACUAAUAUAGUGCAUUUAUAUAUAUAUAUAUAUAAAUUUAUAUUGACAAACAGAUCCCUUGAUUGAUCAGGAAGUUUAUGUGUUAUAGAUAUAGACAUAUAUAGAUAUAUCAUUGUUUUUCCCAGCAUGCACACUUGUUUGAUCAACCCAGGGCUCAAGACAAUUGAUCAAGGUUUUUUUUAAAAAAUUGAGAUGAUAGCACUAAUCUAAAUAUAUGUAUAAAGAUCUGCUGUCACCAGAUUUCCUCUCCAAUUACCUCAAGGGUAACUUGGUGAAAAUUGGUUGCAGUAAGCUCCUUUUCUUGUAAUAUAGUUUCAAGUCUUUGUUCCUCAGAAUUCUUCACCAUACAAUAUUUUAUCCACAGCAGGAAGUAGUAGGAUGAAUAGAAAUAAGGCUAGAUGUUGAAGCCAUGAAGUCACCCUAUAGGCUCCACUUAAGGAUACCAUGCUCACUGGAAGGACAGAUCGUGAAGCUGAGGCUCCAAUACUUUGGCCACCUCAUGAGAAGAGAAGACUCCCUGGAAAAGACCCUGAUGUUGGGAAAGAUGGAGGGCACAAGGAGAAGGGAACGACAGAGGACGAGAUGGUUGGAUAGUGUUCUCGAAGCUACCAGCAUGAGUCUGACCAAACUGCGGGAGGCAGUGGAAGACAGAAGUGCCUGGCGUGCUCUGGUCCAUGGGGUCACGAAGAGUCGGACACGACUAAACGACUAAACAACAACAACAACAACAACAACAAGGAUACCAUUGCUCUGAAAUUUUUUGCUGCAUCAAUUGUGGAAUUGAAUGACAUAACCCCACAUUGUAUUGAAAUAUUAUUCAGAUAAGAUAGUGUUCUGCCUUUUCAGAAUAAAAACUUUUCACCUCUUACCUCAUUAAGGUCUGGUUCUUAUCCUUCCCCACUUCUUUGAAAUCCUUUAGUCAUUGCUGGAAGCAGCUCAGCCAGUUCUCAGUACAUUUUGCAAAAUAGGGCUGAGUUCAGCCAUAAAUCACCAACAUUUCUUUAUUUCAUUAAAAAAAAAAGUGUGUGCCCUGUUUGCUCUUCAAUGUUUCUAUUGCCAGGGUGCCUUGCAGACUCCUUGGGGAGAAAGGGCAGGGCAUAAAUCUAAUAAAUAAAAUAAUAAAAGAAGGGUGAUGUUAAAAACUGCAGAUAACCUUUACCGUUUCAGUGAUUAGUUUAUGAAAGCACACAAAGUCAAGUUAAAAACCAAUGCAGAUAAAUUAAAAAGUUUGGGAGAGUAAGCAGGUUUUGACCUGGUGCCAAAAAUAUAGUAAAUUAGGCGCCUGGUAAGAGGAAUCAUUUGUUACUACUGUUAACAAGGCCCCCUCUCCUCUUCUCACCUACCUAACCUCAGAAGGUGUUAGCAGACAGGUAAGAACCUCCAGAGAUUUUUGCAAUAUACAGACAGGCUCAGGUAGAAGAAAAUGGAAGAAAGUAAUGCCAAGGAGGCUGAUAGCCAACCACCAUGGUACUUUUUGGGGGGCAGGGGGUUACAUGUAUCUCUACAAGGUACUUUAGGAACUGAAGUUAAGGUUUGCUGUCUGAAAAGCUACAUAGUUGAAACAGGUAUGUUUGGUAGGUAUGACAACCUUACAGUACAGUUAUUCCAAGGUAUUCCGUACAGGUGUAAGUGGGCUCAUGUGCUUUCAAACUCCUAAUGCAAUCCAGUAGUUACAUCCUGCUUUUUAGUAUGCCCAAAACUUCAGCCAAGCAUCUACACCUGCCAAGUAUAGCAGGCUUAUUUCCCUAUGCACAACUUAUGUUCCACCACACAGAGGGUGGGCAAGUAUUUGUGCUCCUCCUUCCCCCACUCCUUUGGAAUGGCUUUAAUUAAACAUUUCCAGAUUGAUGAUGAUCCAUAUUCCCACCUCCUCCAGAGUUUUCUCGAAGCCAUCACUUUAAUCAGUUUUAAUUAUAAGGAUGUUCCUCCUCUUCUUCUCACCCUUAAUUGUCUGCUGUUCUCUUGCUUUUUAUUUUUAAUUUGUGCAGUUUCACUUCAGCAAAAUGGUGCAAACAGUAGUAAGUUGUAAGUAUCCAAAGAAUAGGACUUACUUAGGAUAGCAGCCUUCUGCUGCUGCCUAUUUGUGGUUGUAGAACAGGUGUGGAGAACCUGUGACCCAUGGACCAAAUUUGGUUCUCCAGGCUGUUUCAGCCAUACCACACUUGCCUGCCCUACACCUGAUGUCAUAUUUUAUUAAGUAUGGAACCAACAAAUCUGAAGUUCAGCUGAAAGGGGCUUUACAGACAAUGUAUGUUGGCAGUGGCUGAAAAGCCUCUUCUGCAGCACUUCCCAUUGACAGAUGUCAAUUAUCUGGCGUCAUUAUCACAUCAGAUGAUUCACUUGUCACAUUUGGCCCCAUGGAAAUGUGGAGUGUGGGGAGAUUAAAAAAUCUGUCUUGGAGGUGGGAAACAAUUUCAGCUCAUCAUUACUCUCCACCUGCUGUGGGGAAGCUUUUUGGUCCAGCAAGCCAGAUUCUUAUCUCUCCCCACCCACCGUGGCCACUAACUGAAAUGUACUGCUGUGCUCAGGAGCAGCAUCAGAGGGAGGCCUCGAGUAAUUGUAUGUAUUUGGGGCAGGCGUGAUCUCAUGGCAGUCACUGGGCGAGGGAGCAGUGUUGGUCAUCAGGCCCACUGUAGGGCCAAGUUAGGAGGUGGAGUCACUGUAGCAGAGAGAUGCUGCAGGGCAGAAUCCUGCUAGCAACAACCAACCCACCUGGUGCUUAGCUCUCCAGCUUUAGAAGAAAGACAAAGGUCCUUACUACUUCCUAACCAUAGGCUCCCUCAAUUUAGUUAAUUGGGCAAAAGCCAUCAGGAGGAGCAACAGGAAGCAAGUAGUUAGACCAAAGGCACCAGGACCAGGCUUGAAUUAAAGAGAUUAUUUCCCUGAAAUUGCACUUUGCCGGGCUGCACUGGUCAUAAAAGACACAGUUCAUCUGAGGACACUUUAGGGCAAUCGCUUUUAAAAUGUAAUGAUAAAAACAGUUGCGCUAAACAUAUUCCAAAGAAAUUAAUCAAUGUGGACUUCUCCCUUCUCCAUAGAAAGAAAUGUCUGACAUGUGAUUGCCAGGCUUCCUUCAGUGUUAAGCCAAUAAAAUAAUAUGCCAUUAAUUAGAGGCAGUUUCAGUAUGUUAUUUAGCUUGCGGUAAUUUUUACUGUCUCUUCUGCUCUCUUUCCUGUAGUGAUUUAGAUCGAUUGGUUGUGUUAGUGAGAAUCGGUCUUUAAAAUCCAUUAAGUUCUGGUCUCUGUGAAAAAGAUUCUUAUCUGGCACCUUUCAAAGGAAAUGUACUCAACAAAAAGUUUCCUUGUUCAUGACUUCUGAAAUAGAUCUUUUUGGAGGAACAGUAAGUCCUGUGAUUCCAGCUUAAGCCAAAACUUUGCAGGUUAAGGGUGAAUCUACUAUUUUUUUAUGUUUUGUGGGAAAUGCACCCCAUUUGCAAAGCAUCCAGAGGGGGGGCUUACAGCACAGUCCAAACCCAAGAUCUGCCAGGAUGAGUAAGUUUGGAAUAGGUGGAUUUUGGGCUUUCCCACUUGAGCCAGGGCUUCAUUGGUGUAAUACUUCCUUCAUCCCUGCUCAACUUGGAUGAACCCUGGGCUAUGCUAACUCUGCGGGCGAAAUUGGCAUAAGUUUUUAAAAAGGGGUGUUCCAGAGAUGUGGCAGGGGGAGGAUGGAGAAAGGAGAGGCUUACACCUAUUCAGGUUGCGUUUAGCUCAGUCACGUGACCUGGCAAACUGGUGGAACUUGUGCAGACAAAAGGACUGGUGCAAGGCAAACUCUAUUUUAAAAGCUUGGCUUCCCUCAGGCAUGCUCAGCCAGCAGAAGCUCCACUCCUAAAAGGAGUUUGGAAUAUGAGUAACUUAUGCUGGCUUAAUUUAAGAUGAUGUAAAUUCUGAUGGCUUCCUAUCUGUAGGACUGCUCUGCCCCACAUUGAAAUUGGGUCAUUCAGGUUUUUGUCAUUUUUUUAAUUACCAGACUUCGCCCAGAAAGGUUAGAUCUGAAUUAAGGGGAGGAAAAGAAUUGAACUGGCCUUUUUGAUGCCACCAAUGCUGCAUGAAUAUUGUGAAACAGUUUGUGAUGAGAACCCAUCCCACAAUAAGCAGCUGUCUAGAAGCAAACUGUCUGUGUUUGCUUUCUGUAUUAAGAAAGGCCUGCUUCGGGCUGCAGGAAAUAUAUACUACUUCACAACUGGAAUUCCUUUUUAAACAAACUAACAAAGUCAUCACCUGGUUUUCCAAGUUUCCAAAAGCUAGAUUUUUAAAAAUAUAUUGGUGGAAUUAGUUUUCAAAAUUAAUGAAAUAAUAUCUAGCCACCUGGCUGUAAUAAACUCAGUGUCUACAGUGGUACCUCGGGUUACAUACGCUUCAGGUUACAUAUGCUUCAGGUUACAGACUCCACUAACCCAGAAAUAGUACCUCGGGUUAAGAACUUUGCUUCAGGAUGAGAACAGAAAUCGUGCUACGGCGGCAGCAGGAGGCCCCAUUAGCUAAAGUGGUGCUUCAGGUUAAGAACAGUUUCAGGUUAAGAACCGACCUCCGGAACAAAUUAAGUACUUAACCUGAGGUACCACUGUACUUGCUUCAGUUAAUGAGAACCUGAGACAAAGGCAAUAUUGGAGCACUCACACACCACUGGUCAAACACCUAAUAUAGUAGAGCAUGUUGCCGAGGAAUGUUUGGCCUUUAUGCGGGGGCAGAGGGAGGCAAAUUUCAGAGAUUAAUGAAAGGUGAGAUAUGGCAAGCCUAUUAUUUACUAUUCCCAGUCCAUGCCUGAAAUUCUGUGGCCUGAUUAAACAAUGAAUUGCUACUGUUCAAGGAAUGGAAGUCUUUCCUUUUGAGAAGUUAGCAUUGCAUGAGUUUUAUUCUGAGAAUUGUGCCACGUCUUCUGCCAGAGAGCACUGGAAAGGUAACAUCUCCUGCCUGUGUAUUCCUCCAGCUAGCAUCUAUCCACUGACACCAUCCCUAGCUGACUGUGGCAGCAGUUGUGCUGCUGUCUAGCACCUGCCCAUUCAAGAAAGAGAUCGAAGUGCUGCAGAUGCAAUGCACUUGCAUUCUGAGCAUGCAUAGGUUGUAGCCACGUCUGGGGAAAUAGAUCAGUGGGUAAUGGGUGGAGCCAAUCCAUCUGCUGGCAGACAAAUAGAGGAGACUGGCCACAGGGCCCCCCCUUUGUUUUCCACAUCUAAUACUAUGCUUUACCCAACAUAGUACAGUAUAGUACUACAAGGCAUCAAUGGGAAAUGUGGGUGCUGGGUGUUACAUUUUUCACUCUGCAUCUUCAGCAAUAAUACUUGCUUAGUGGAAGAAGAGUUCACAAUUUGAAAAGGGAAGUUUAGGGUGGGAUGAAUGAGCAUAAGCUGUUUCAUUGUUUUCAUGAAGAUUGUUUUGAGCGCUAGCUGUAUACUUCUUAUGGAAAAGUAUUCGUGCUUUUCAUCAAGUAUUGCUGAUGACGCUUUUGACGGGGCAGGGGGAAAUUCACAACCCUAAGCUGCAACCCUAAGCUUGUGUAAAAGGCCAACUAAAUCAUGUGUUUUAUUUAUGAAUAUAAAUACAGUAUGCUUAGUUUAUGUGUUUAGGAUUGGAAUGCAGUUCUGUCAUACUGAUCCCCAUGUAUAUAACUGCCCAGUGAUUGUACCAAAAACAUCCCCAUGGACGCCACAGAGUGGAAGGCAAGUGAAAACUUUGCAAUUAGUUAGAGGUUUUCCCCCUAUGCAUUUUAGAAUAGCAGGAUCAAGAAAGGUACUUAUCUCAGUGCAUCCCAGAAACCUUUUGUGCUCCCCCUACUAUUUUCUAAAAUCUAUUUGUGUAGAGAUCAUAAUACAAGCUGCAGUGAGCAAAAUAUAGGCUUUCCACAGAGUGCUAUAUUAGCCCGAGUUCAUAUCUCAUAACCUAAGACGGCUACUCUGUCUUGGUUAACUGUGUGUUCAUUCAAGAAGAAACGCUUCGGGAAUUGGCAGUGUACACGACCGUACUAAAAGCCUACAGCUUAAAGCUCACAGGUGACAAAUCUCUGGGAAAUGAAAUUCUGGUUCUCUUGAUAAGUUCACAGCACAUGAUUUCUAGCAUGCUUGAAUAAUUCCUGACCGUGACACAGCUGCUUCGCGGCCCACCUGAAUAUGUCAUUCUGAACUCCUUUGUCAAGUAAUUUCCACUCUGUCUGGCACUGGAUGAACAAAUAUCUCACGCUGCCACAAUUCUAUUUGGGUUGAGAAGAGUUGAAAUUUAUAUAAUAUUCUUUUCUCCCUGAUCUAGAGCACAGCAAGUGUCACCAAAGCUACUGCUCUGUGUGUACUUGGGAGCAAGUCUAGUUGAAAUAGGUGACUGAAUUUGAAUCACGUGCGUAUAUAAUCAGGACAGAUUUCUUUGGAAUCAGUGGGACUUGCUUCCACUUAAAAUAUUUUUGAUUGGAUUAUUUGCAUCUUACGGGUCUUAUUCUUAAUUUGAUGGGAUAAAUUUAAGGCAAAAAUAAUCAGACAAACAUUUUAAAAUGCAUUAUUUAGAAGGCACCUAACAUUUCUUAGUGCCGUGCAAAAGGUUUGUAACCUAAGGAUAAAGACAAGGCACAUUGGUGAGGAAGGGAGAAAGAAAGUAAAAGGGGAGAAAGGUAUUAGCCAGGUGAACUGAUGUGUUCUAAGGAGGCACCUAAAAAGGGCAGCCUACUAAUAAGGAACUGCAAGGGGAAAGGGGUGUAGGUAAGGAAUAGAGAGGUUGUGUUUUAUAUAAGCAUUUAUUCAUUUUUAUUAGUUCCAUAUCGUGCCCUUCCUUCCAAGGGGAUCCCCAAACAGCUAACAACAGAAAAUAAUACAAAUGAUAACGCAUCAGUCAAAACAUACUAUAAAUGACAGCAGUUAAUAUCUUCCAUCAAUGCAAUUGACACCUUCUUCAGUUAUGCUCCCACGGGCCUGGUAAAUAUACCGUAUUUUUCGCCCUAUAGGACGCACUUUCUCCCCUCCAAAAAUGGAGGGGGGAAAUCUUGUGUGCGUCCUAUGGGGCGAAUACAGGCUUUCGCUGAAGCUUGGAGAGCGAGAGGGGUCGGUGCGCACCGACCCCUCUCGCUCUCCAGGCUUCAGGAAGCUAUCAGCAAGCCUGGGGAGUGCGCGGGAUUUCCCACAGGGCUCCCUAGGCUGCGGAUAGCAGCCUGCCGCCCGGCGUGUAAGGGGCGCCCUGAAGCAGAGCGCCCCUCGCGCCAGGCAGACAUCGGCCAGCCCCACAAGCUCGGGGGACAGCGGGGAGGCGCAGCGACCCCAUCCAGCUGUUCCCCGACCUGGUUUUGGGGGGGAAAUAAAGGGGGAAAAUUUUUCCUUUAUUUCCCCCCCAAAAAACUAGGUGUGUCCUAUGGGACGGAGUGUCCUAUGGGACGAAAAAUACGGUAGGUACAUUUUAACAUGCUGCCUUAAUAUAGCCUAUGUGGGGGAAUGCCUGAUUUUCACCUUGGUGGGAGUUGUAUAAUCAGGGCACCACCACCAAGAAUGCCCUGCCCCUUCCUGAUCCUGCUGAUGGGACCACCCAGGGCCUCUCUCUCUCAAUUGUAAAGUCUGGGUCAGAAAGUACAGGGGCAGGUGCUCCUUCAGAUACUUUUGUUACUGCCUUUUAUUCUCUGCUGAGUUAGUUGUGUUGUGGUUCCAUUUGAGUCCUUGGAUUCUGACCAGGAGUGGGAAGCACCAGAGUAUAAGGAGGAGAGGGGAGGGGGAUGAGACUAUGCAGCAGCAUCCAGCAAUCUCUCCCAGGGACAGGUGGGGAGGCACAUUUCUCGGGUUUUCUGCCUCUCCUUAAAAGUUUGAUGGGAGAACUUGUUGGAACAACGUUACAGUUCCCAUGCAGUCUUGGACCUCUUGCUGUAAUCUUGGACUCUUGAGCCUUGGCCUUUGCCCUUAGAUUGGAUUGUUGUUGCUGUUCCUCUGCACUGUGAGAGCACCUGGACUCAAUUCUACCCUUUCCUAGUUGCUGGGUUUGUACUGUUGGACUGAUAUACUUCCUUACUUAGAAGAAAACUCCUCGGUUGCCUGGUUUUGGAUAGGAACCAGAGCAGGUUCUAGUUUACACUUCUCUUAAUAUGCCUUUUCUGUAUUUAAUUCCUGUCAGUUUCUUGACUUUUAUACAGGAUCUUGGAAUCUUAAAGUUUUCAUUUGAGUAAAAGAACCCAACAUACAUAAUAACCUAGUUUCUUGUCUGCAUUUCUAGAAUGAGAGCUUAAGCUGUGUCCCUCUGUCUCUGAAAUGAGGGGAAUGAGCUCGGAAUCAGGAAUGUUGUGGAGCAUGGUAAUCUUGUAAGAUGGAAAAUGCUUGAGGAAAAAUCUGUUUAAUCAGAGUGCCAAUGCAUGAAACAAACUGAAGUUUUGCAUGGUCUAUAGAUUAUGUGGCUAAAAGCCAGAAAGGAUGAAUCAACCAAAGUAAUUCUUGACAUCUUAGCAUUAAUGGAUUUUCACUUCAUUAAAAUGCAUAUGUGUGGAGAGAGAAAAUAAGGCAGUAAAUUUGAGAAUGAGUACAAGUGCAUUUUGUAUUGACUACAGUUAAAAAGACACCACCCAGCAUUUGAAACCUUGUGUUUCAGCUCUCCUUGAAAUAAGUAAUUGAUUCUGUAGAGGAAUGCCAGUUGCAGUUUAAUUUCCCUAAUCAGUACUACAGCACUGCCAAGUAGCUGCAAUGCAGUUAGCAGAGAAGUAGGUUAACUACACCUCUGGUCUAGUAUGGUAGGCAAUUUGGUUCAAGAGUAGCUUAGCACAUCAUCUGUGUUUUUCCUCUCCACACAGGCACUCAUGAGAGCACUUCUAGAGGAAAAGUCGCAUCUGAACACAUAUGAGAAGCAGAUCUUAGGUUUAACUGUUCUGAAUAUUUUGAAUAUUAUAAAUGCUUUGUGGAGCAACUGCAGGUAUUUCUUGAUGAGACUGAUUAUCUAGAUCCACUACAACCUGGGUUCAGACCUAAAUCCAUAAAACUGACCUGGGCCAGUUAGUAGGAAAUUCAAAAUCAGAUAAUCUGUCUUUUGAAGUGUUGAAUCCUUGUUUUGUGUUUUCGCCCCGUUGAGAGGAUGAUCAAAAAGAAUGGUCAAGUAAUCACUUCUAAAUCAGCCACAAGAUAACAACCCUGAAUAUUAUCAACAAACAACCAUGCUUUGGUAACCAUAGCAAGCUUAAUUAUCCUUAUUUGAACUGCAGGAAUUUCAACUAAUCUAUAAUCUAGUUUGAAAUUCUAGUCACAUUCUCUUUUGUUCAUGGUAAACAAUAGCCUCUCCUUUUUGCUUGUUAACUUGUAACAUUGCUAUAACAGAGUCAUGUAUCUCCUCAUUGCUUUUGUAAUAGAUCAUUUCAAGUUUUGGACUAUUGUAAUUUGACUGUGUAGAAUGAGUUAAGCAUUGGAAGCUGUCUGCUGGGUUUGAUUUAUGCCUCUGAAAAUAUUGGAAACAGCUGACAUUCAAGAAAAAAGCACAUCUAGAAUCUAAAGAAAGGUACUCAGUACUUCCUCAUGGGAUAUUCAUUUCCUCCCCUCUCAACAUUUAGAGGUCCUAUGAUAUUCUCACUCUUAUAAAAUCAAGAGUUGUGGAAUUUCUACCCUCAACACACCAGUGCUUAGUGUGAAAUUAUUGUAAACCAUCUUAAGCUUUCUUCUCAUUUGUGUAAUCUUGCCUCAGAAUCUUGAAGAAUCAGAUCCUUGUGGAUUCACAAAAUGAGCAGGUGGGUGGUCAAGCAUACACAGACCUUUCUGUCCCAGGGGAGGGACAAUGUAUCCUUGUGCAGGCUGGUAUGCCAGUGAUCAUGUGUCAUGGCUGUAGGCUGGCGGGAGAAAAGAUAAGAAUCUCUCUCUCCUCUACAGGCAGGAUGGAAGUAGGUUCCUCUCCUUUCCCCACACGUAGUUGGUUAAGUGGUUUGUGGUCAGUUAUUCAGUUAUUAUCUCUAGCAACCAAGUUGUUGAAUGAAUCUCUGAUUAUUUUCACCUGUUCAUUUUUUAUAACAUUCCCAGCUUCAUUAACAAAAGCUGCAGGGACACAUGUUUUGAUGGUUUAAAGACCAACUGGAGCGCAAAACCUCAAGACAUUUAUACAAUAAAACAGGGUAUUUUUUUGUUAUUUGUUUUGUAUUCUUCUGCUCUUGUAUGAGCCAUUCGGUAUGUAGAAAAUGUGACCUAAUCCCUGCUUUGUUAAUGAGAUAUACUUCAGAAAAUGCGGGUUUCUCCUUUGCAUUGAGCCUGUUGCCUUUGCAAUGCAAACAAAUCUACUUGUUUCAGAUUCCAGUAUUAAUUUAGUCUUCAGUUUUGCUCUCUUUUUUUCCAUCUAUGCUCCAGAUAGGCACCCUGCCUCUCCUCCUACAUGUAAGUCCAAAUACUGUAGUGCCUUAUUUUUUAAAAAGGGAAUUCUGUGUUUCAUUUAAGGGUCAUUCCAUAGCAAUUGAUCCAGCUUUUUUUGUAACUUAAAUUUAAAAUUUAAAGUAAGUUCAGCAUGUGAUAUAUAAUACUAAAGCUCAUGAAGUUCUGAAGAGACUGGUGUUUUUAGUUUUGACAUCUAUCAAUUAUGGGCUGAGUUUUUAAGGUUUCUGUGUAGUCCGACAAGGCCAAAAUCGUCAGUUUUUUGAAAUUUCAACCUCUCAUAACUAAAAAAUGGGAUGAGAUUUUUUAAAAAACCCUAAAAAUGUUGUUGGAUCACAACACCUAUUAUCCUUAAACAAUGGCCAUGCUGGGCCAGGGUUGAUGGAAGUGAACAUCUGAAAGGCUCCAUGAUGGUACCCCCACCUUAGAAAGAAAUUACCAUCUCUCAGCCAUCAACCAACGUUACUAAAAUGACAAGAGGUCCACUGUUCUUAUAACUAAAAAUAUGACUUAGCUUUUUAAAAAACAAUUCCCUUUUAAAAACCUGACCUAAAUGGGCUUAAGAAGCAUUUCGUAGAUGGAGCUUCCACUCACGGAAGGACUUCUUUCAUGAGUGCAGCUCUCCUUCUGUAAGCAGAAGUGGGAAACAAGCAGUAGAUGUUUGAUUACUUAGACUUAGAUUAAAACUAUCAUGUGUUUCUCUUGCAGUAGCAGAGAAAUAUGAUAGGUUUAGAUAGCUUCAUAAUUAUUUUCCCUUUCAAAUUCUCAUGAGAGUUUUCCAGGGCUGCUUGUCUAAAAAAGGAAUAUAUAUAUAUAUAUAUAUAUAUAUAUAUAUAUAUAUAUGGAAGUUGUUAACUUCUUCUGCAGACAAAUAAAUGUCUUGUAAGCAGAAUUUCAAGGAAGGCAAAUUACCUGAUGAGAGAUACAGAUGGAACUUUCUGACUUACCAGAUAAAGCAGAAACUUCUGUCCAUUCUGGGUGUAUUUCCUAGAAUCUUGACUAGUUCCAGAAGCUGAAACGAAUAUAUCGGUAGCUUGUUUUGUGGAUUUUAACUCCAUGGUUCUUGGACAACUUUUGAGGUCACUGGACAAAAUGGUGAUUUCUUCGGAAUAGGAGCCAGCACUGCUGCACUGAGCAUGCCAAAUCACACAAAGGUUGAAAUAUUAUGCUGCAGGAUUUCUCUUCUUCCUUCAUCUACUUCAGGGAUGGGGAACGUGUGAACCACAAGAUGUUGUUGGACUACAAUUCCUAUCAGCUCCAACCAGCAUAGCCAGUGGUCAGGGAUGAUGUAGGUUGUCUAAUAAUGUCUUUGGGGCCACAGCUUCCACUCCCUGGACAUAUCUGAAUCAUCAUUGGAGCGGUGGAGGGAUGGGUAGUCAAGAACAUCCAACUUUUGCAUGCAGAAUGCCAGCGGAAUUCAUUAAUUACCCCAAUAAUUUUCUUUAUAGCUCCUCUUUCUCCAUUUCUUCUACUGUUGCCAUUUGCAAUAUAUAAAAAGCAUGUCUGAUGUGCUGUUAAAGUAGUUCAAACAUGCCUAUUUGCACCAUCCUAUAAAUGUUGUCAUUACAUUUUUAUUUUAUUUUUUUUAGUGGAAAUACUUAAUAGAUGCAAAGAAGAAGCAACUUGGUACUUUUUGUGAGCUGGCUGGUUUAUAUUCUGGAAUAAUACACUUUAACUCUGCACAGCGAGGUGAACAAGGUUUUGUCUGGCUUUGAGAUUCUGUCUGAGGUGUUUGACCAAUGGAACACAACAGUUACUGGCUUCCAAAAUCAUGUUGUGGUUCUUUCUGAGUUAAUAUGUUUUGGGCUUUAAAAUUUCCAUGAUACAUGAGCAUCUAAUCUAAGGAGUGAAGAAGUCAGGGCAAACAGAGAUUCCCCCCUCCCCCAAUACAUGUUAAACUUGUUCAAGGUUUACAGGAAGCUCAUGUUGUAAGUACAACAUAAGUCUUAAACCAACAGCUAUGCUUAUCUUCUUUGAAAGUCCUUGUUCUGUGUCUGCAAGUCUGGUUGUGGUAGGUUGUUUUUUCCCCUGACAAGGAACAAAUGAAAUAGCUACAUAGUGGGUCCCAGCUCCUUUGCAUUCUACUUGUCUUGAGGGAUAUCACUUGUCACUCUUACCAUAUUAUUUGUAAAAGAAAAAUGGGAAGUCUCAAAUUCUCUUUUGUUUCUCAGGUGGGAGGAUAUCUUGCUGAGCUCAGGAACCUGGUAUUUUCCCCAGUUUUAUUUUACAGGUUGAUGAUACUAAGUUACCGGUCUGCAUGCGUUUGACAGCGGCUUCUGUCAUAGCUCUUGGCUCUCCUGCGUCUUUCUCACCCUUUUCUUAAACUUAAUAAGUUUUAAAACUUACUGUGAGUCUGGGCAUACUGCAGAGUGCAGUGCUGGUAAAACCUGAUCCACUCAACAUCUUAAUUUUGUAGGACAGCUACAUAUAUAAAAUAACAUAUGUGAAAUUGUGCCAUGGGACUUUGUCCUGAGUUGUUUAAGCGCCUAGUGAUGCCCCUGCCUGUUGGUUUGUGGCAAUUUUUUAUCUCAUCACUCCCGAAGCCCGGCAAGGUUCAGGAGCUGUAGGGUGUGCUAAUCUAUGUUUGAGUGCCACCCACCUAAUAAGGGUGUCCUACCCAUCCAAACUAACCAGCUGAAUGCUUCUGGGAUAGGGAGGAACUUACAGGUAGACCCUGACUGAGAUUACUCCACCUUGCUCCACCCCUGGUCUUGAAAUAUGGGGCAGUUUUGUGUGACCCUGGGUAGCAUGAGAAUUUAAUUCUGUGUUCUAUUUUAGGCCAUUCUUCCUACACAGGAAAUGACCUCUGGAUUUGUCUGCUGAUAGUGUCCUUCCCACACCAAAUUCAUGGAAGCUUAAGCAAUAAAAUUGUGGCCUUGGGGUGUAGGAGUUUGUGUGCAUGUGUUCCCUGUGCUUUCUCUCCCUGCUUCAACUGCAAGUCAGUUUUAAUUUUGUUGUGGCUUACUGUAUUUAGUAUUAAAAUUCCUCUGAACUUUUUUGUCUCUUCUCCCCCCCCCCCCACCGCCUCAACACAUAUCCAUGUUUUUGCUGAAAUGCCUACCUGUGUACAUUUUUGGUUCCUUCCUGCUCAGGUCUUUCCUCCACUCCCCAGCAAAAACCUAGAACUGGUUAAUUUCCUUGUCUAUACUGGGAAGUGUUUUUAAUUGUACGUGGAAACACAACUUUCACAGAGAGAAAGCAUUUCUGAAUUAACCAUUGGAAAUAUGUUAUCAACAACUUUCCCCAAAGUUCCACAGAGCCAGUUGUUGAACUAUAAUUUGCCUUUUUCAAGCUGUAUACAUCUUAGCAUCUGAAAUGAAAUAUGGGGACAAAUUGCCAAAGGUUAGCAAUGUCGUAUCUUUGAAAAUGCUUCCUCCCUUCCUCCAUCCAUAGCUCCACAAAUUUUGACUGGCCAUCAGGAUCCUGCUCCAAGGGCACAUAUAAUCUUGUAUCUGAUGUCAUACUGAUCUCCCAAAGGCAAGAGCCUCUAAAAUUCACAGCUGCCUUUAAGUUCUUGUUUGUGUUUUAAUUGUUUUUGCAUUUUCUGUUUUAAAUUUUAUAUACACAUACAUGCAAACAUACAAACACACACACACACACACACACACACAAUAAUUAAAUGAUAGCACUCAUAUAGGUACUUUUCAAACUAGUCACAAUUAUAGGGGCUGCCCUGGGGUGAAUUUUAACACUCAGAGCAGUACCCCAAAGUCUAGCUCAGAGAAACGGUUAUCAUCCCAUCCCUUCCCUUCCCAUACCAAGAGAUGAGGUUUCUGGGGUUCCAAAUCUCUUAGGAGUACAAUUUACAUACAGCUAUGCAGUGCUUUCUUCUUUAACUCGUUGGCCUUCAGCCUGCUCUUUAUGUCUCUCUUCUAUGAUAUACUGAAAGCAUCAUGUUUUGGAAUAGUUGGAUAAAGCGUUAUACAUGGAAAGAAGUAGGGUCAAAUAAACUGUUAAAACAAAAACAAGAUUAAAGGGAGGGGGAAAUGCAGUUUCAGAUGUCAAGUGCUAUUUUGUGUUUCUGUACCUUGUUGGCUUUAGAUGUUAACGCUCAUUGUCAGGAUGCCUGUUUUGCAAAUCUCAUUGGCAGGAGUCCAAUAUAAUGCAUCAUAUUAUUAAAAAGCGAAUGCUCGUCUGUUUCUCAGUUAGUUUGCAAUCGUGGCCAAACCAGUCCCUCAAGGCAAAGGCUGUCCAGCAUUCUUCAUGCUUAUUAGAGGAAGACUCUAGGUGCCUUCAGCCAAAAAACUGGUUGGAUAGCUCAUAUCUACAGUGAAAUUUAUCUGCUGCUUGACCUGCGUGGCCACUCUGCACUCUCCAUGUUGCUCCUGGGCUUCCUCCAAUCCUUGGACCUUCCUUAGAAUAUUUGGACUCCUUCCUAGUUCUCCAGCUUCCCUCACAAAGCUGCCUCUGUCCCAAAGGCCUGUGUGAAGUAUAACUCCACCCAAACAGAAAAAUACCUCAUUCCCUCACAGAAGGUAGACAGCUUUAUUAUCCCCUAAGCCAUGGAUGGGAAACCCUUGGCCUUCCAGAUGUGAUUGGACUCCAUCCUCCCAUCAGCCCCAGCAACAUCUGCAGGGCUCUCCAACCCUGCCCUAAGCAGAUUGGAUGUUCAUGGACAUUUUGUGACAGCCCAUCAACUCAGCCAGUCUCUGUUAGAGUCUUUGCUACCACAAGCACAAUAAAUUGGAAGCCCUUAGAAGCCGCAAGUUCAGCUUCCUGUUGUUAAUGAGUCUGUCCCUGCUUACGUUUGUUUCAAACUCAGAACAAUACCUUAUGAUGGUUCAGAUUUCAUAGGGAGGAGUGAGAUAUGAGGUUUAAUAGGUUGAGACUUGUUACUCAGAAAGUAACUAGAUAUUCUAUGCCUGCUUGCUAUGGCACUGAAUAUACAUAUAUCUGUGAAGUGGUGGGGAGAAUGACUUCUUGCAAAGUAUAUCAGAGAUUCUAUUAUUUGUAUUAUAAGCAGCAAGUGCCCCCCGCCCCCGGUUUUCAAGUAAAGGCUAUGAAGCAAUUCAUUCUGUCCUUGUGCUGUGUUCAUGAGAUGAAUCCACUCCAAUACUUAAAUUUAGCCCUAAGUUGGCAGCAAAGCUCAGAACUCUGAAUUAAAGGUUUUUCCAUUCUUCCCGAUCAGUGCCCAAGGCAUGCAAAGUUUUAUGUGACAGUGGAGCAGCUGAACCAAUGGCAACCAGAGAACCAGAUAGCUGAUGUUUCAGAUCAGGGAAUAGCCAACUGCAGGCUAUGUAUUGCAGACCUAUAUUCCUAUGUAUGCCACAUCCCCAUGACCUCGCAACUAAACAGUCAAAAGUGUAGGUUAGGAAAGUGGUGAUAUUGCAUUAGGCCCAGGCUUUCAUUUUUACUGGGGUGACAGCAAUGAAAGGCUACUUAAGAAGUCCUUCUAAGUAACAUUUCUGCAACCAAGGUAAUAAAUGAGAGCCUAGCACCAGGCAGGAAAACUGCCUUUCCUGUUGGUGCCUCAUUGUCUUUUCUCUAUGUUCCUCUACUAUCCUUUUAUAACCUCAGCCAAUGUUAACAGGGCUUGUCCUGCGGGAUUGGUUAAAGUCAUGUAAAAAGAUGGUUCCAUGUUCUUCCAGCUAUUUUAUUGUAAACUGUUAUCUGAAACAGUUUUAAAGUGUCUUAAAGUAGCUUCUAAAAAGAUCCUGUUCAAAUGUCAGUGCUAGUGCUUAUGUAGCCAAAAAAGGCACCUCCCACGCACAGGAAAAUGCCAUGAUUUGCAGAAGUACAAAAUCUGGUGGAGGAGGGACCUAGUCAGAGUGGGGAACAGAAGAAGCCAAUAGGAACCAAAUGUGUUCAAUGACCAUGGAAAGUUGACGGUUGGGGGUGAAGCGAGGGAGGUGGAUGGGAGAGGGGAAUGGAACAGCAUAUGGAGGAAGGCAAGGCUGGCUGGCUGGCUUGAACACUAAACAUAAAUUGUGACAUGCUGCAACAUCACGUUGCAGGUCCCAAAUGUAGAGAAAUGUGCAUAUUCACAAUUCUUACAUCUAUAUUUUUAUAAUGUUUAUCCAGUGCAUUCAAUGAGUGUUAAUAAUUGUCUCAUCUCUUGAAUUUUAGGAGUAAGGAAUAGAUUCAUUGCAACUUGUUUUGCUGAUAGAAUCAUAGAAUUGUAGAGUUGGAAGGACCCUGAUGGGGAAAUGUUUCCCAGAUUCAUUCUACUGUGGGUGUUCUAUGAGGGAGAAAUGUAUACAAUAUGCAUGCUACAAAGAGAAUAUAAAUCAAACACUGCCUGUGUUCAAGAAUACACAGGAGAACCUUUUUUUAAAAUAAAAAAUAUCUGUUUUAAUGUAUGUACACACUUUAGUAUGGCUACUGGGUUUUAGAAUGCUGAAUGCUGGUUAAACUAGAAUUAAUUUCUUCCCACAUUAUAAUGUACUAUGAAUACAUAUUGCCAAAAACUAUAUAGCCAUAUAGACUCUUUUUUGGAAUUAAAUCCUCCCAUUCAGUAAAUUUAAAAGCUUCCUCCUUGUGAAACAAAAGCAGUCUUUUACAUGGGGUUUCUCUAUGUACAUAUUCAAACAUCCUGCUUUUCGAAAGCAGUUCUUCUUUCAAGGCUUGCUUGUUCUAUCCAGAGUUCCAGGCAGAAGCAGAAAUGUUUACAUAACUGUCCCUGUCAAAUGGAAUUUUUUACUAUACAGCAUCCUACACUUCCACCGCAGCCUGUUUAACAUGGACCAGGGUCAAAACCUGAAAGGCACAGAAGAAUGCGCAAUAAGCAAGAUGUCAAUGAAUGAACUAAGCCAUCAUAUUUUAAAAAGGAGGCUCUGAUGUAGGAGUAGCAAACUCAGCAAGACUUUUCAGCAAAUGAAUAAAAAUCAGAGGAAGUGGGAGUUUGCUGUCAACCCCCCAACUCUGUCCUCUGUAGCAUGGCAUCAGUACACUGAACAGUUGCAACAAUUUCAAUAUAUAUUUGUAUGUAUGUAGUGUGUGUGUGUGUGUGUGUGUGUGUGUGUGUGUGCGCGCGCACACGCGUGCCAAAUAUGGUGCAGUUAAGAGUGGGUGAAAGCAAAUUGUUUGCCACAUCAACUUGGUUCACAUGAUACAGUAAACUAUAGCUUGCUGGAAUUGUGCAGGCUCCCAGAGAGCAGAAUUAAAAGUUGGUUGGAGCUUGUGGUUAAUGAGUGAGUUUUAACCAUAGGCCAGGAUUCAGACGACUCACUAUGCCAAAUCUGGCAUCUCUCAGUGCAGCAUGGGAGCAAAAAGGACCAGAGAGGAGCAAACAGCUGUGAGCUCGUCUCUGGGAGCCUGCAUGUUUGCACAGUCUUGGUAAACCAUACUUUGGCUUGCCAUCUUGUGAGAACCCGUCCAUAGUCCCUGCUGUACAAUGCCAUAUGUGGUUACUUUUCCAUACCUGUGCUUCCAGAGAUACAGCUCACCCAGAGACUUGAAGUCCCAUGUACUUAGCAUAGCCAUGCAGGAUUUCUUAAAUAGGAAUAUUUGCUAAGUGGGUAGUCUGUUUUCACUCAAAAGAACAGGACAGUGCACUUCUGCUGUUUCCCACAGGAUUUUCAAUCAACAACAGUGCCUUUCAAAUACUUUAUACGCAAUCUGUAUUGUAUAUCUCUAUUUUUUUCCUUUAUAUUAUUAUCUGCCAACUAAAGGUUCAUGGCACAUAAAUGAGAUUCCACACUGAAUAGAAGGGGGAUUUGGUGCUGGAUUGCCUGUGAACAUGGAAGCACAUUUGAAAUAGCGUUCUUGGGGAGAGGGCUUCUGUGUUCGAAUCCUGCUUGCAGGUUUCCCACAGUCAUCUGGUUUGGUCACUAUGAGAAAUGAGAAGAGGAUAUGCUGGACUAGGUCAGCCAUUGGUCUGAUCCAGCAGGCUCUUCUUAUGUUCUGUAUGUCAGGGGAAAACAGCAAAAAGCUGUUGUUGUUUAGUCGUUUAGUUGUGUCUGACUCUUCGUGACCCCCUGGACCAGAGCACGCCAGGCCCUCCUGUCUUUCACUGCCUCCCGCAGUUUGGUCAAACUCAUGCUGGUAGCUUCACGAACACUAUCCAACCAUCUCGUCCUCUGUUGUCCCCUUCUCCUUGUGCCCUCCAUCUUUCCCAACAUCAGGGUCUUUUCCAGGGAGUCUUCUCUUCUCAUGAGGUGGCCAAAAUAUUGGACCCUCAGCUUCAGGAUCUGUCCUUCCAGUGAGCACUCAGGGCUGAUUUCCUUAAGAAUGGAUAGGUUUGAUCUUCUUGCACUCCAUGGGACUCUCAAGAGUCUCCAAACACAGUUCCAAAAAUGAACAUAUAAAGUAGUCCUAGGAUAGCCAACUGUUUUCAGCAUCUUGGGGAGCGUGGUAAUCUCAAGUACUGUUUUUGCAAAAAAAAUUAAUCUGUUAAAUUAGUGUAGAAUAAUAACAUUCCAAAUAAUAUUUCAGAUAACUGCUUGCACUUAGGAAGUAGUAUUGAAUUAAGGUAUGUGGUAAGUUGGGGUGGGGGCUGGGGGUGUAUAUACCCAUAUGAAAAAAAGGUUUAAAUUAUUGGUGAGUUCAUGACUGCUACAUUCUACCGCACACUAUUGAUAUUUUAAGUGCAUGUUGCUGAUAAUUAGUUUCUAUAAAUUACAGUCACGGAUGUCAAAUCCACAGUAUUGCAUUGGUGGUACUUAUUACAAAUUAAUCUUAUCAUUUGAUAAGCUUAUCUUCAUUGAUUGAUAUUGUGUCCACAUUAUAGCAAAGCUAGUACCAUGGUUGAAUUGUAGGAGUUGAUUCAUGCAAUGCUGUAUAUCAGUUUCAUGUGCUGACUGUUACCACUGAUAAAAUGUUCAUGUGAAUAGGCCCCAAACAAUGGUGCUUUUACCAUCCAGAUCUUAUUCCAAGCAAAAGUAAAUCUUUACCAUACAUUCCCAGUUUGUAUAAAAACUGUAUUGUGCUAGUUCUAUUUGGUUACAGCAAGACAUAAUGCAAUUAGGUUUUAUUUAAAUGAACUUCCCGUAUGUGACCCCAAAUUUAUAUACAGAGUAUUGGUAUGUGGAGCAGAUAAGCCUUUGUGAGUAUUUUGUGAUGUCAACAACAGGCUUUAUUUCCAGACUAGCUUGUACUGCCCAUAUACAGUAAGUAUCAAGCAUGGGAAAUAAAGACUUUGGUUUCCCAAAAGCCAUCUUGCUGGGAUCCUGUUCUCCAUAUGUUUUGGACUACAAUGCCCAUCACCCUGAUCAUUGGCCAUGCUGCCUGGGGCUAAUUGGCAUCGUACUAUAAAACAACCAGAAAGCAUAUCAGUGCAUUGUGAUAAACAGUAAUAACACUGCCUGUUUUCACAGAACUCUAGUGACUUGACAGUUUAACCUAUUAUGUGACCAUGGGAGUGGCUUCAAAAAUGCAAUGUUUUGUGAAGCAGCAGAACAGAAAUUCUGAAAACUGGUGAAUAUCCCUAAGCUUUGUGCCCCUCAAAAGGGGCUCUUGGGAACACUGUGAAUUGGCCAGUGAAAUUUCUUCAGUUCUUACACAUCUGUGCUUUUCUUUUUCUGGUGUAUUUUCCUAUAAAAAUUGAGUUUGUGGUUUUUACACAUAAAGUACUGUAACAUGUUGGGGAAAGUUCUAAAUGUGCAGAAAUCUGUGUGUAAUUCUACCAUGAGAAUGCAUUCAUGCUUUCAGUCCACUUCCAGAGAGCUCGCCUGUAAAUUCUAUUAAAUUUCACGUCGGCCCACACACAUUCUUCUAAUUCCGGUUUAGCAAAGCUUGGUAACUCUUUCCUUUUCAGGUUCGCAAAGAGUUGUGCAAUCUGUUCUUCCAUUGCCUAACUGUUAAUAAUUGGAGGAAACUGACCAAGUUAAAUAGCGUAGGGAAUGCGUUAGCAGUUGCCACAGAAACAGCCGUCCAAUGUAAAUAUCUUAUUGCUCUUCUAUUUUAUCAUCUGUUUUCAGGGCAGUUUAAGCUGUUGGAACAAGACCGUGAUAUUAAGGAGCCAGUGCAGUAUUUUAACAGUGUGGAGGAGGUGGCUAAAGCAUUUCCUGAACGAGUUUACGUCAUGGAGGAAAUAACAUUCAACGUUAAGGUAGCCCCUAAACUAAUAUUUAUCCCUAGUGAAAUGAUUUAUGGUUAAACCCUUUUUAUAUAUAUACAUGGCAGUUGAGCAACUGUGCUCUGUGGGAGAAAUAAUUUUGGGUUACUGAGUUGUCUUAGUCUGAUGGUAUUUAAACUGCAACUUACUGUGUACAUUUCCCCCAAACCCAUCCUGAAAUCUCUGUGAAUCAGUGCGAGAUAUAUACGAAGACUUUUUCAAAGAGGGAACCACCUUCAAUAAGCAAUGUUCUUUUCCGAUCUGUUUAAUUGCCUCCAAAUUUUAGACAGAGAUUCUUUUGUCGUUCACUCCCCUUCCCUCUCCCUCCCCUCCGACCCCUUAGAUUUUAAUUGGUGAAGGAGCAGCUGCUUCAUUCACUCCACAGAAUGUCUUAGGCUACAUAGGGGCUGUAUGGACUAUUAUUGAAACCCCUCAACACUAGUGAAGAUUAUCAGCAUUUACAUGGAAACAGAAAGGACUAAUGAUUCCUUGAUUUAAAAUCUAUGCAACAGCCACGAGAAAUAACAUGAUUCAAAUGAAAUGUUGUUGUUUUCUUUAAGCCCUGCAAAUAGGGAGGCCGUAUCACUGUCAAACAGAGUAAUGUCAGAAACUACUACCCACAUAAAUUCUGACUGCAGUGUCUGUAGACUGUACCUCUCUCUCUCUUUCUCUUCCCAAUCUUGUAUGUUAGAAUGACUUCUAGCAGUUUCCAUGUUUGUUCUGGAUUUACCUUAACGGUUAAAUACCACAAGCUAUUUCCUGUUGCCACAAUCACUUUAGAAAAAUAAGUAAUUGUUUUCUAGGGAGCUGCACAUGCUGCAUGGGCCUAUCCAAGAUGGUGGUCUAUCACUGUGUAAGGGCAGUAGCUCAGUGGUAGAGCACUGGUUUACAUGCAGGAAGUUCCAGGUUCAAUCCCUGGCACCUCCAAGUAGGACUGGAAAAUGUUCCCAGUCUAUGAAACCAUGGAGGGCUGCUGCUGCCAAUCUAAAGAGUAGUGAGCUACAUGGAUUGGCGGGUUGUUUAAGUACAAGGCAUAGUUCUAUGUUCCUAUGUACUUUGGAUGUGGCUAUGUAUGCUUGACCUCUCAUUUGAGCAAGUUCAUCUAUAGUCAAGAUAACAUUAUUAAUAUUCAGGAAAAUUUGAGAAGAGGGUGUAACAUCUAAGUCAGAAAGUUAAGCAUGUUAGAAUUGGAUUUGGCCCUGUUGAUCUUCAGGUUUAUUCCUACACACACACACAAGUUUAGAGAAAAAGCCAAGUGAGUCUCAUGGGAGUUCUAAAUGGUGCCAACUGGGAGAUCUCCUGCUAGGAUCUCUUGGGUUAUGUCUGUAAAACACACAACACACAAAUCUGUGUACAUUGAUUCUAUAUUAGAUGCAGAACAGAACAACAUACUCUCCACUUUGGGAGAUUAUAAUGACCACUAAUAUGUCUGUGUUGGUAUUCACACACUGAACUUACAUUAUCAUAUUAGUGCAAUAAUUAAUUAGGAGUAUGUAACUUCCCAAAGCUGCAAGAGCACUGUCUGUUUUCCCCUAUUUUAGAAGCUGAAGUAUUCAUGGUGAUUUGGUAUAAAGUGCAGGUGGACAUUAUAUUUUUAGCAAAAAAUAAUAAUUGGCAAAGCCAUUUGGGCAUUUUCUAGGUAGAAAAAUUGAUUUUCCAGCCUCAGUUUUACAGCUCCUCAUAUAUAAGGCAUGAGAGGUGCACAGUGAACACCUUUACAAAUAUUAUAAAUAUAUUGUUUUGUCCUCAUGAAAGUCCUGUAAGAUAAUAUAGGCAAAAGUAUAUUCUAUCACCUGCUACCUGAGCCUUUUAACUGGCAGUACAGGCAUUGGACCUGGGAAUGAGCUACAGUCCCUCAGCAAAUCACAAUUUGAGGGUCUAGAAUGUAACACCUGAACAUGGCAACUAUUGUUGAAGAUAGAAAUGGAGAGCCCCUGCCAAGAUGAUAUUAGGCUAGUGAGACAAAUAGUUUGACCUGAUAUAAGACAGCUUCUUCUUUGCUCAUCAAACUAUGGUUUGCAAUCCUGGUUUGGAGGGAUUAAUUAAACCACAGUUUGCCAGUUAGGAUGCCACAGAAAACUGAUUUGAGGAAACCAGGUCUUCUUUUCAAGGUGCAAGUGAGAAGGAAGAAUCAAUUUUUCUCAUCACCUAUUCUUGAACCAUAUUCAAACCAAAUAAUUUGAAGAGCCAGUAACGUGAUAUCUGAAAACAGCUAAAUUGCCAAUGAUCAAACUUAUGAUAAAAUCUUCCUGUUUGGUAUGCCCUUUAUAGUCACCAGAGUUGUUAGGAGCUAAUUUCCCACACUGGAAGACUAUAUUUGGAUCCCAUCUCAACUGUGAAGUUUAUUUGGUGACUUCGGACCUGCCAUUAUCUCUCAGCUUAUACUAUCUCACAGGUUUUGUCACGUGGCUAAAAUGUGACGACCUCAUGAAUAGCAGCCCUGAACCCCUUGGAAGAACAGAGGGUUACAAAUGCAACCAAUACAUCAGGUUAAUAGGGUUGAGUUAGGUGUUAAAUCUGAGGCCAAGACUCAAAUCUGCCAGUUAGUCAAGCCCAUAUGUGCAUCCUAUAUGUGCAGAAGUGUCUAGCCUUUGGCCUUCCAGAUGUUAAUUCAACUCCCUGAUCACUGGCAAUGCUAGCUGGGGCAGAUGUGAAUUGGACUCCAGCAGUACCUAUUCCCCCAUCCCUGCUCUAGUGCAAUGCCUGAAUUGCAAAACUGGCCAGAUGGGAAUCAGUGACAUGAAUCAUACCCAAGUCUAAUUUAAGUUACUGAGUGUUCACCCAUUCCACAUCUCUUUCUUGAAAGCAGAGUUUGGGGCUGCAAGUUUUAAACACACACACUCCUUCCAGCAUAGUGGCAGAAGAAAAUGAACUGGAGCCUCCUGAUCCUGGAGGUGGUAAUUCAAUAGAUUUAUUCUCUGAAGUAAAAGGGAAAAGUUGUUGAGGAUUCUUACCCAAUAAGCUAACUGCAAGAUAUUUCAGGUUCUCUGGGUAAAGCUUCAAGUCCAUGAAUGCAAAUAUUUUCAGUACACUGAAGCAUUACUUUGUUGAUGCAAAAUUGAAUCCAAUUUUUCUGUGAUGUAGUCUCAUACAGUUUGCCUCGAGACCAGCAAGGGGCCCUAAUCCCAAAUUCAGCUCUAAAAAUAUGUUUCCAAAUGUACGGGGAAAGAGGAGGCUGGAAACUGUACAGUAAGGCAACAAAAGGGGUUAUUCUGCAGCCGAGACUCCAGCGUGGGAGGGAGGAAGCAGAGGAGUCAGACCAAGCACACUGGGACCUUGAUCUCAAGUUGUGACCACACUGCAAACACUUUCAGAACGCUGGAAGGUAUUAAUAGAGGUCUUUGACCAUUGCAAUAUAAUGCGGAGGUGGUGGCAAUGAAUGCACAUCAUCACUUCUUCUGAAGUCUCUUAUGUGUACCACCACAAAAGGAGGAGAUCCGGAUAUGAGGGUGGCUGCGCAAAGUGAUGUGCUCAUUAAUGCCAUUGGCAUGCCAGAGGGUGGAAAUCCUAGACAAAGCAAUUAGCGUUGCAGUUCUGAGCUAUAGUUCCCCAUGGCAUUUCUAAGCACAACUUCACUGGGUUUGUCUUUGGAUAGCAGUUGUAGCUUAAGCUGGAGAGGAGUUAGAUGCCAUGAAGCAUAGUUUAGAAGAAACUUUGCAAAUGUCAUUUUUCUCUACCCAGUUAAUGUACUUAUUGUUAGAUGUUUUAAAUACUGUUUAGGAAAUUAGGUUUCCCUGAUACCUAGCAUUUUAUUUCAGUUCAUUAUACACACUGCUGUGUAGCCAUAAGAUAAAUUGCUGCAGUCACUUAAUAGCUGGCUGAGUCUGAUAUCUGUGGUAGUGCAGAACUGUAUUUGAACUAUGUCAGAAAUUACUAAUUUAUAAUGCUUUACAUAUCUCUUUUGUCUUUGCCAUUAAUAAAUGAAAGUUCAAAUGAACACCUUUUUAUGUGCACCUUUGCUUCAGAAUAACAAAACUGACAUGAAAUUACUGCUCUAAGCAAGGGACUUUGUCUUCAGGUGUUAAACUAGAGCAGCAACAGUCUUGCCCAUCCUGUCAAAUUUGCAGUACAAGGACUUGCAUAUCUUUGCACUCAGAUGUGUGUUGAGUUCAUAUAUAUCACCAUAGAGCAAGUGUGCAAGCUGCCUAUUCACACAUGACAUAGACCAUGCAAAAAGAGGAAUCAGGGGCCACUGAUUUCUCUGUUGCUUCUUGUUUCUCAUGUGAGAUGUCACCAUGUGUGUAAUGCAAAAAUGUGAGGAGAGGGGAGUGUUCUGCAAAGUUCAGAGUGUUCUUAUCUCCAGUUGAUAUUACUUAAAUUGAAACUAAAUCCCAUCUUGGAAGUCUACAUCACGCAGGAUAUCUGUCUUCAAUGAAUAUUGUAUUUCUGUAGGAAAAUGUGUACAAAACAUGUGAGGGCUUUUUGAAGGGGGGACGGGACACUCCAUGUGCCUGUUCUACCAUGUCUAUGUUUAAUUUAAAAGACUAAUGGGUCCAAGAUGCCCCUUCUCCUUGCAGCACUGAUGUUCAUGGAGCAAAUAAGUCUUGUGUGAAGCAGCUCUAGAAGUGUGUGAGUUUGAGUGAGAGUGUGUGUGUGUGUGUGUGUGUGUGUGUGUGAGAGAGAGAGAGAGAGAGAGAGAGAGAGAAUAGUUAAUCACGGUGUGAAAUCUACCAUUGUUUAAUAUUAAUGUUUCAUAAUACUGCCAUGGCAUUGACCUGAAUUGUGAAUGAGUAUCACGUACAGGGAAAUCCUGAUUGUUUCCUGGAUUAGCUCUAUUAAGGAUGUGUAGAUUUGAACACAGCGUUUGAAUUACUUCCUCUUGGGAAACUCUGAAAGUGCAAUACUAGCCAGGCAUGCUGUUCAUGCCAAAGUAUUCAGCUUUAAGCACAUGCAUAAGAUGCAUCUCCUCCAGUUUUGUCAAGUUGUUAUUCACACUUAGCAGGGGCUUUGCAUGUUUUUGAGGGUAGACAUACACUACAGAACAACACUUGCACCAGUGGAAAGCUCUGCUGGCAUCGAUGUUCUACCAGCAUUGGUGCUCCAUCAGCAAUGUUUGACCAGGAGAGAGGAGGAAAGCGGAUAGUGCCGUGGGUAGGUGUAGGCAUGAUGCAAAGCCCCUUUGUUUCCCUAGCAUGGUUGCAGUAAAGUUCAUUUAACUAUGGGGCUGGCACAGUUCAUUCCCUUCUAUUUUAGUCAGUGGAGGUAAGAUUCCCAUAGGGAAUUGGAUGUGGCAGUCUCUGUGCAAACAGAUCUCCAGGAUAUUUCACCUUAUCCCCAAACAGAGUAUAAACGCGAGUUAGGAUUGCUAUGCUCAUUACUUAUGUGGUAGCAUGCAGUUAACAACUAGAAAUACUAAGAAGCAGAAACUGAAUGCCACUCUGAAUAUGAGCAGGCUUUUGGAAGAAAAGGAAUAUAUUAUGCUGUGUUAUUAUCUGUGUUGGAAAAGCGUGCAACCCAACUCUCUGAUCCAUUGCACUGGAGGGAGCUGGAUGGGCCAAGGCCUCCCUCUGCCUAGACCAGAAUCAAUAGGGUGGCAGCUCAUUUGUUUCCCAUGCACUCUCUAGCACAGGCAUGUCCAAAGUCCAUUUCAGGGGCCUAAUCCGGCCCCUGGGGUAAAAUCCUAAAAAAAGCUUAACAGCUUUGGUCGGCCCUCCCUCACGGCCCUUCACUUCAUCAAAUCUGGCCCUCUGGACACCACUGCUCUAGCAUAAAAUUCCAGGUCUCCUAAAGCUACCAGGCGAGUUGUUAAUUACAGGGGUGGGGUAGAAUCACACAUACAUACAUUCAAAAACAUUGGAGGGAGUACUGAAACGGGUUGGGGAAAAGGCCAUCAUUUUUGUCCUAUCUCAUGAAUUCAAGGUGAGUUUAUAAUAUAUUCUUACUUUUCUUUUUCACAUUCCUGUGUAAUAUGUUAAGCUUGACAGUAACUUGCCUAAAGCUACGCAGAUGAAUGUUAUGGCUCAGUAGAGAUUUGAACCUGGAUCUUCCAUGACCAAAUCUGGCAACCUUUUGUGUGGGGGGGUGUAUUUUCCUGUUGGGAAAAGUAUAAGUUAUUUGUGAUUUCUUAACUCUGGCAAUGUGUUUGUGGGAGGUAUUGCGAACUCAAUAUUUUUGCUCACUAAGGAACAAUGGCCUCAGUAAAUAGGAAAGGGUUGACAAAGGACUGGAGAAUGUAUCAAGAGCUAAAAGUCUGUAGCCCAUUUGUUUAGUUUGUGUGGAUGCAAUUAAUAUUAUUAUUUUGAAUUACAUGAAUAUAGUGGAUGCCCGAACACGUCUGAUGGGUUUGUUCUAUUCCUUCUGCAUUCCAUUUGUGCAAUUUCCAGUGUGACUGGAAGGAGUGGUUCUUAGGCUGAUCAUCAGAUUGGGAUCUCAGUCUACACUUAACUCAGUAACAAAAAUGUAUAUGGUGUAAAAGAGCCGACGAUUUUAGGUGGUACUCUGUUAAUGUGUGGAAAUGUGAUGCUUUCUCACAUGCCAUGCUCUUAGAGCCCUAGCCAUUACUAGCUCCAUUCCAUUUCUUAUUUGUUAGCUUAUAUUUAUUUAUUAUUUUUAAAUUUAUGAAUCUCCUUCCAUAUAAGUCUCAGGGUGAUUUCCAAUCAUACAAUAAGAACAGGUUUAAAAAGCAAUUGAGAAAAACAAAUUAAAUUUAAAACAUUUUUUGAAAAAAAUUCCCUAUUUAUUAUUAUAUUUAUAACCCAUCCUUCCUCCAAGGAGUCAAGGUGGCAUACAAAAAUAUGGUUCUUCCACUUCCCAUUCUAUCUUCACAACAACUCUGUGGAGUAGGAUAGACUGAGAGACAGUGACUGGCUCAAGGUUGCCCUGUGAUCUUCAUGGCUGCAUGAGGCUUUGAACCCUGGCCUCCCAGGUCACAGUCCAGUGCUUUAGCCACUACACCACACAGUACAAAUAUACACCCAAGGCUGAGCCUUCCCCGCAUCCAGCUGAAGAAGCUUGCCUCUUACACUCUUAAAGAGUGUAGACCAGAAAAGUGGCAAUCUUUCUAUGAAAUUGCAAAGUUUCAUCAAGGGGAGGCAGGCUCUGCAACCUAACUUGUGCAUUCAGUAUUGCUCACUCCUGAUUCUCAGUGACUCUUGGUUCAGCCGUGUAGCUUACCACUUGGCUACUUGCCUUGGGAUAAGCUGCAAUUCCUCCAGGCCAUGAUCAGUCCAAGUAGUACGCUCUACCUGUCACCUUUCCUACAACAAUAGAAUUUGAUUGUUUCCUGGGUUUAGGAAACACUAGCAUUUGUAGCCCAACGCUCUGUCAUCUUCACUGAUAGCACUUGUUUUAACCUCCUACACACACACACACACACACACGUAUUCAACCAUUGUAGUACUCCAUUAUGUCCUUGAAGCACAGAUUCACGGCAGAACUAUAGAGGCUGCCUUAAGCCAGAAAAGAGAGAAUGCAGCUGGCAGCUGCCACACUGCCAUUCCCUAGUUAUGGGAGUGGGGUGAAAAAUUCAGCAAAGUCAGAGUGACUCAGUCCUAAUUUGCAAGGCUUUGCGGGGGGUGGUCUUACUCAGUUCAAAUGUUUGGUUUCCCUACAUUAAUUGCAUUGUUUUUAUUCUUUGGCUGGGGCAUAAUUUUUUUCAGGAUAUGUCAGAAUUGCCUGUGUACAUAUGGAUUCAUAGAAUUUCAUAUUCAGUAAAGAAAUCAGGUUGGUUGUAGAGGAAAUUUAAAUAAGACAUUUUAAAUAAAUGUUGAUCCGUUAUCUGCAGUUUCAAUAAUUUUUAAUUUGCUGUUUCUGCAGCUCUUGCUUUUAUGCUUCAUGUUUGAAAUGACUUAUCUGGGCAUCUCUUAAAUUUUCUGUGCUACAGGUGGCUUCGGGCGAAUGCAACGAAGACACCGAGCUUUACAACAUCACCCUCUGCACGGGAGACGAGCUGACGUUAAUGGGGCAAGCGGAAAUCCUCUAUGCAAAAUCUUCCAAGGAGAAGUCACGGCUCAACACCAUCUUCAAGAAAAUCGGGAAGCUCAAUUCCAUCAGCAAGCUGGGCAGAGGCAAGAUGCCGUGCCUGAUCUGCAUGAACCACAGGACCAACGAGAGCAUCAGCCUUCCUUUCCAGUGCAAGGGCCGCUUCAGCACGCGCAGCCCCCUGGAGCUGCAGAUGCAGGAGGGCGAACACACCAUUCGCAACAUCGUGGAGAAGACGCGGCUGCCCGUGAAUGUGACUGUGCCCAGCUCUCCGCCGCGAAACCCUUACGACCUGCAUUUUGUCCGCGAGGGGCACCGCUACAAGUUUGUCAACAUUCAGACCAAGACUGUGGUGGUUUGCUGUGCGCUGCACAGCAACAAAAUCAUUCCCAUGCACUUCCCUUUGCAUUUGGCUCUUCCAAAGUUCACGCUCCCCGAAAGCCUUGUGAAAGGGGAGGUGGGUCACGAAGCCUUUGUCAAGCACUGGUUCAGUCUCUGCCAAGAGCAGUUUGACAUAGACGAGUAUUCCCGUGGCGUGAGAGAUGUGAAAGCCGACUGGAAUGAAGAGUGCAAAAGUCCGCAGAAAGCCCGGCCCCACAGCCACAACCACAUGCCAAACUCUCUUAGCUAUGCUCGGGACGAGUUGACGCAAUCCUUCCACCGCCUCUCGGUUUGUGUUUAUGGAAACAACCUCCAUGGAAAUAGUGAGGUGAACCUUCACGGCUGCAGGGACUUGUGCAAUGAGUGGGCUUUAUUCUCCCAUGAUGCCCUGCAGUGCCAGGACUCUGGCGAUGGCAGCAGCGACUACCUGUUCCCUGAAGUUUGUGAAGAAUCGUUGUGUUUACCUACCAAACCGGAACUUCCUUAUGAGGAACUGUGGCUGGACCAGGGGGGUGGGAAAAUGAAUGAUCAGCCUUUCACUCGCUCACAAAGUGAGAAGAACAAAUGUGACAGCUAUAGGAGUUCUUUCCGGUCCAAGUGUGGUAAUUCUUCUCUUCCAGCACCUGGGCCUAUAACAGUAACAUCAAAAUCUCCAGAAGUUUCCCUACCUCCGCCACCUGUGCCUCCUAAAUCAGAAGCAGUAAGUCAUGGUCUUUCUUUUUUCUAAUAAAGAUGGGUGAUGGUAGGUCCAGAUCAUAAACUUAAAAGUGUUGAUCUGGAUAAUGGGGUGAACUUGAUUUCCUGACCCAGGAUUGCAAGUCCUACUGUCAUAAUUGCGAAUUCAGAUGCUUUGGGAUCCCCCAGAUCUUCUGCAGAAAGAAUUAUUUCCUCAAUUAGCCCAUACCCAUUUCAUAGUUCUUGAAGGCUUAAGUACAAUCCUGUAUAUAUCUACUUAAAAGUAUACCUCGCUGAGCUCAGUGGGUCUUACUCACAAUAAGAUGGGUAUAGGAUAGCAGCCUUGGGGUUCAUUUUCCCCCCUCUAGAGUUUCCACUUUUCUAGAUUGGUUUGGAAGUAAACCACAUUUGAGAACAGGAUUUUAUUGCAUCCAAUAAAAAUGUAUCCCUGUAGAGCAUGCAUUUUUCUGUGCAUUGUGCAACUUCACAUGUAAAUUUGAAUGGAGAAAUGUUUUUUUGCUAUGCAAAGAAUUUUUGCCAUUUUUAAUGGUAAGAUGAAACUCGAUGCUGAAUGAAUAUGUCCUCCCAAGAACAAAAGGUUACCAACUUGGAACCUGCUUAAUGCUCCUGGGGAAGAAGAAAAAUGGAGAAACACUUGAGUGAUGGAAAUUGACUUAGCAAAUUGAACAGGCAGGUUUUUUGGGGGUUUUUUUUAAAAGGGGUCUCUAUGUUGCAAACCGUAAGUAUUCCAUGUAAUACUUUGCAUCAAGGAACAGUAUGAUUAAAAUUGCAUUAGAGCUGAGCAUAUGUCUGGUGUAUGGGUCAAAAAAUAAUAUGCCCUGAAUGGAAAAAUCAGCAGUAGAAAUCAAUAAAAUGGUGGAAUUAAAUAAAAUAUGGCGUAGAGAUAGACAAUGGUUUUAAGGAGUUAAGGGUCACUGGAGACUCUUUUUUGGCAGCGUACGUGCAUGUGUUGUUUUUUUGGUCCCAACAUUGACUCUCAUCAGACAGAUUUUCGAAAGUAUGCAUAAUGCUACAAAACUGAGGUGAAAGUAAGAACAGAAAACUAGUCCAAAACUAGGUCUGGAUCAGACCCUAAGCCCAUCUAGGCCUACAUCCUGCUUCCCACACUGAAUAACCAAUGCCUGUAGGAAGGCAGCAGGCAGGUCAUGAGAACAAUGGCUUUCUCCCACUGUUGUUCCCCAGUAUGCUCCCUCUGAUGCUGGAGCUAAUAUAUAACCAUCACGACUUGCAGCCAUUGAUAUCCUAUCCUGAAUCUCCCACCAUUUGGUGUCAUUGGUUGGCUCCAGUUUUUAAUAUGAGGAGAGAAACCUUUUUCUCUAUCCACUUCCCCCACACUAUUCUUUCUCCCUCUCUCAUGUCCCUUCCAACUUGCCUUUUUUCAAAACUUAAAAGCCACAAAUGUUAUAGCCUUUCCUCAUAGGGCAGUUAUUCCAGCCCUGCACUCAUUCAAGUUGCCUUUUCUUCAUAUUUUUCCAGCUCUACAAUAUCCUUUUUGAGAAGUGGCAACCAGAACUGUACACAGUAUUCCAAGUGUGGCCACACAAUAUAUUUGCCAUUACAGUGGUACCUCAGGUUACAUACGCUUCAGGUUACAUAUGCUUCAGGUUACAGACUCCGCUAACCCAGAAAUAGUGCUUCAGGUUAAGAACUUUGCUUCAGGAUGAGAACAGAAAUCGUGAUCGGGCGGCGUGGCAGCAGUGGGAGGCCCCAUUAGCUAAAGUUGUGCUUCAGGUUAAGAACAGUUUCAGGUUAAGAACAGACCUCCAGAACGAAUUAAGUACUUAACCCGAGGUACCACUGUAUACCUGACAUGGAAUUUGCCUUUUGUACAGGACACUGGGUAGGCAUUUUCAUUUAGCUAUCCUCCACACUCUCAAAAUCCAUUAGGCAUGUAGAAACUCUUAGACACAUCAAAAAUAUUUCCCUGAAUUAUAUAGCCAUGGUGUUGUAGCAUAUUGUUAGCCUAACUUUAGAAGUUAUUUAAAUAUGCCUUGGUUUAAUGAAUACCAGUUGGUAGUUGCACGCUAAAAAAAAUACAUGUUUCUGGAGGUAAAGGCAUUUCUCUAUAUAUUUGGUUUAAUGCAGUGAGUAAGUAAGACUCUUGUUUAUUCCUGGCACAAUAUUUACAGAGCAUGUUUGCUUCAUUUGUUACUGCUGAGCAUACAUUUUUUACUCUUAAAGCUUCAAAACAGUGCCCUAUGGAGCCUUUCUUGGUACAGGACGGUCUUCUGGGUUGAAGUUCUCUCUAGGACUGAGCUACUUCUUCACAAUGAAUAUGUAGACAACAUUUUAUCGCACUUUAUAAAAGCAUUAUUAUUGCUCUGCAUACCAUACUGAUGCUUGAGUCGGAAUUUAAUCAAUUUAUUGCAAUCUAGGGGGCAACACUGAAAGCUCGUUGGUGCUAUGGCUGAAUUCAGUAACAGCCACAAAAGAAAAAUCAUUUAGAUUUUUUUGCUUGGGAAUUGAAGGCCUCUGUAAAGAUUAGCUCCUCACAUGGAGGUCAUCAAAGUGCUGUCCUCUGGCCCCUCACUUCUACUCAGUUGACACAGCAUUGCCUUGACCACUGUACAGCUAGUACCUCUGUACCCACACCGGUCACCCCUAUUAUUCUGAUGCCCUGCCACAGGUGGGAUAAAUUGGUCUUUGCCAGGAGUGUCCACUUUGUAUUGUUUUAGUUUUACUAUCUCUGCUUUUUGUGUUUUAAGCUCUGUUUUAAUUGUACAUCACCUUGAUGUGUAGAAGGUGAUUAAUAAAUUGAUGACGAUGAUGCAUAGCUGCUUGCACAAUGGCAGGUCUAGUGCUGCAUUCUGGAUACAUAAAACAUUGUAAUAUCUUGAAAUAAGCAUUAAAAAUCAAAGCCUUGUAUUCACUGCUAGUAUUCACAGAGGGAGAAAUUCUCCCAUUGUUGUAGUAUGCUAUCUUGCACCUUUUAAAAAAAAACAAAACAACAACUUACAGUUACAAAACCUGCAAUCACAACAUUGAAGGGUGGUUACAACCGAAAUGUGCAGACUGUCUUGCCUGGUUUUUAAAACACCAGUUUUAAAACGCUUGCAGUUUUCUGUGAUAGCAACUCUAAAUGAUUUCCCAUUUCCUACUGGGUAGUGGCAUAUUUUAAUAUUUUACCAUGGCUUCUAGUUAUGGAAGAAGAGGUUCUCCUUCACUCUAGUCUCCUCUUCAGACGUUUCUUGCUCACAUAGGUAGACUGUUUGUAUAUGGGCAGAUGACCAAAGUAAGCUGGGUCCAGUAACAUCUGUACCAGCUCAUGCAAUUCUUCAGUGGCUACCAUAUGCCCUCUGCUGGCAGCAGAUAAGUAGACAGGCUAUGCUUUCUAUAUGAAUACAUAUCUGCUGCUAAGAAGGCAAUAACAUUGUAUUCCAUUACUCAGGGUUUGCUUGUUUUUAACCACCUUUGUGGGCAUUGCAGGAUGAAUACCACUCCUAUUCCUCUUGUUUUGUGAUCCUUAAAAAACUGGGACCUGAGCUGAUGCAUCUACCUCUGAUUCCGAUGAGGUUACCCACCUGGACUCUCAAGCCUUGUCUUAAAUUCUUGCACACCAGGUGUGAUGCGGGGGUGAAGAAAAAGAGCUGGGAAGUCACCCAGGAAAUCCAGAUCUUGCUUGAUCAGUGCACUCACUAGGGGGGCUUAAGCAAGUCAUUCUCUCUCAGCUUCUGUUCUGCAUCUGUAGUAAGUACUGACCUGCUUUACAGGCAGUGCUUUUUUCUGGGGGUACUCAAGGGUACACAGUACCUUUUUUAUAGAAGCAAAGCACUGUUUACAGGGUUUCUGUAUGGAUUGCUGGUUACUUAUGCGGUGUGCUUUGAACAUACUAAAGUUCUGCCGAAUGAUAAAGUUUUAUUUCCCUCCUAGGUCAGAGAAGAAUGUAGACUCCUGAAUGCCCCUCCUGUUCCUCCACGAAAUUCAAAGCCAACAUCCACCAGUCCAUCUGUUCCUCCGCGGGCAAACAAACCAGCACGGCAGCAGACUCGUUCUCCUAGUCCAACACUCUCGUACUAUUCAUCAGGGCUGCACAACAUGUAAGUAUGGAACACUUCUGGCUCUCAGCCUUCUCUUGUUCAUGAAUGCUUACAGUAACAGUGGAGAACAUCCUUCCAAGUUAUUUCUUCAAACAGUUUUGUGCAAAGUUUCCCUGUAAUAACUAUACAUUUAAUAGGUAAGGUAAUUUAGCCUCUUGUCUUAAAACCUUUGGGUUUUCCUUACAGCUUAAACAGUGGUACCUCGGGUUAAGUACUUAAUUCGUUCCGGAGGUCCAUACUUAACCUGAAACUGUUCUUAACCUGAAGUACCACUUUAACUAAUGGGGCCUUCUGCUGCCACCGUGCCGCCAGAGCACGAUUUCUGUUCUCAUCCUGAAGCAAAGUUCUUCACCUGAAGCACUAUUUCUGGGUUAACGGAGUCUGUAACCUGAGGCAUAUGUAACCUGAAACGUAUGUAACCCAAAGUACCACUGUAUAAGGGAACAGUCACUGAAGUGGAUUACUCCAGCCAUUUAAAAAAACAACCCAACUCAUUAGGGAAUUCCAAAUUAUUGUAACAAGAAAUCCCUGCAGUUUUGCACUGUGCUUUGAAAAUUGGUCCACAUGUAGAUGGGCAUACUAUGGAUUGUGAGGCACUGGAUAUUAAUGUCAAAGGAAGCAUUACAGUGCACUGUCAUAGAGCACAUGUUUUGCAAGUUCAGUCCCUUAGAAUGAACAUGAGAAUUAUCUCAUAUCUGUCUAGAUCCUUCUACCUACUAGGUUUAAGGUACAGGGGCCAGACAUCUGUUCUUUAUUAAAUUAGCAGAGUCCAGAUUUCAUUAUUUCAGUUCAGAAUAUACAGUGUACCACCCUAUUUCCCCCUAUACAUUUAGUCUAACAUGCAAUGUUAGAUAACUUCGCAAGCUUUACUGGCAUGAUGAAAAGUGAUUUAAAAAAACUUCCCAUUGGUCUAUAGCAGCAAGCUUAAUCAAUGUGGUGCCCUCCACUUAAGUGAACAAAUUUGCUUAGAAAUUACAAAAUAAUUGUCAGUACAGUUAACUGCUUUUCAGGGAAUGUGGGUGUUGUUUGGCUUUGCAUGUCGCCCCCCAAGUCUAAUUCCUGUGUUUGAAUUUGUGAUGUGCAAACAGUUCUGCAGACGGGAAAUUGUAUAAAGACACUGACCGUCAUCUUGACAUAAUGUAAGGCAAAGUAAUAGCUUUCUCACAUGACCACCAAGUACCAAAGUAAUUAUCUUUUUGCUUAUCUUUAAAAAAAAAAAAGCAAUGCUGCAGAAGGAGAAGCUGAGUCUGCCUCUGAGAGUGCUCCUGUUGCUUGCUAUCCAUGCAGCACAGUGAAGGCUGACCUACAAGAUUUUGGCAACCUACUGCCUUUUGGAAGCCCCUCUGCUGAUGCUCUGUCCUCCAGGCUCUCGUGGCCAAAUCAUUGUUCCGGAGCUGCUGAAGGCCUUAACAGGGGUGAAUUUCUAUUGGACCCAAGCAGGAGUUACAGUUAUCCAAGACAGAAGACUCCUGGCACACCAAAGAGAAACUGCCCAGCAACUUUUACAUUUGACUUGGAUAGAAGUGAAUUUCCUGUAGGGGACACCCUACCAGCUGCAGCAGAACCUGGUUGUGCAGUGCCCACUUGCCCAAAGUCGGCGAGUUACUCGCUCGAGUGCACCGAUGAGAAGAGCCUGGCAGUCAGUAGCACACCGCAGUCUCUCUCGUGUCCUGCCUUACCCCCUCGUGCACCAAAAGCGGCAGAUGAGAAGCCCGGCCUUGACUUGUGUCCACUGCCUUUCAGAAUAGAUGGUGCGGAGGAAGAGCCGCAGGCAGGCUCGCCAGACCUUUCUGAAGAUCAGUACCUUGGCAAAAAGGGCAUGCAAGACAUCUUUGCCAUCCCUUAUCCUUUCUCAUCUCCCCUCCACCUUCAGCUAGCACCAAGGUCCUGCGGCGACGGCUCUCCUUGGCAGCCCCCUGUGGAUCUGUCUGGACUUUCAAUAGAGGAAGUUUCUAAAUCUCUGAGGUUUAUAGGUUUAUCUGAGGAUGUCAUAUCCUUUUUCGUUACAGAGAAGAUUGACGGCAACUUGCUUGUUCAGCUCAAUGAAGAGAUCCUUUUGGAGGACUUCAAGCUAAGCAAGUUGCAGGUUAAGAAAAUAUUGCAGUUCAUUAACGGCUGGCGACCUAAAAUGUAGUGCUAUGAAGCCGGUGCAAUAAAACUCAGAGAGAGGUGUGCCAGAAGCACCGGGGCUAACACACAGUCUCUCGUUUUUGUUUUUGCACUAAAAUCCUCUGUUGCUCUUAUGUAAAUAUAGUAGCAGGAAAAAAACAUUCUUACUAUGCAGAUAUUCUGAGUGGUGAGCAGACUCUUUUGUACAUAGUAGAAACAGGGAGGUGUGCCUUGUGCAUCCCUGAACAUUCAGAAGCUGCUAAACAGUGGGCUUUAAAGGGAAUUUAAUUUGUACUCAGUGUAGUCUAUUAAGACAUUAUAUUUAUUAUUAUUGAUUAGGCAAAGCUGAACAGCACACAAAUCACCUUGUUUUUUGUGUGUUUACCAAUAAAUGUAUUUCCUCUUGGGGGGUUUUUUGUUUUUGUUUUUUGUAUUCUGAUGGCUGCAUACCUUGCCUUCAGUUCUGAUUUAUCCAGUGGUUAGUGUCCUUCUCCCACUUGUUCUAAUUGUUGGGAUAGCAUUCCUUUUAUAUGUGGGUUGUGAUUAGAACCCUUUUCUGAAUGAAUCCAUCUUCCAGAAGGAAAUUCAAACCGCAAAAAAAAACCGACGAAGAAUUUAGUAGCUUCGCGUCACCUCCAGAUGAGUGCAAAUUUCUCAUUGAAAAGGCAAUACAAGUUCACCACUUAUUUCUCUGCCUAGUUGAAAACAGGGUUGGUUUUUAUAGAGUUGUUGGCCUUAGGAGAGCAAUACUUACUGGUAAUCCUCUGCUCUUAAAUCUCUUGUGAGCUGUCACUGCCCUGCUCACACAUGCAUUGUUUUCCUUUCUGCCUUGUUAUCCACCUGUGGCCUCUCUUUCUGCUCAGUUAUAAUUUACAGGGCGAGGAGGGGGAAAGAGAGGUAGCAAAAAACACAUUCAGCUUCUACACACAUGUAUUUAUAUAGGGGCAAUGAUCUACGAACGCAGCAUAAUUUUCAAAUAGCACUUGAGGGAGAAGGAAGGCCUUGGUCUUUCAUAUAGCUCUGUGGGAAGGGCAGGAUUUGGGGUAGUUCAGCCAAAACAGUUUAGAAGUCAUAGCCCUACCAAUCUACUUCUCAGAAUGGCCCCAGUUUGAUUUACCAUCGUACUGUUUCCCUUAGAAACUGUCGCAAUCAAGGCAGGUAUUCUUUUUUACCCAGUCGAGUUCUCUUGCAUAGCAGAUAACAGAUACAGAAAGGGAGAGAAUAAGCAUAGGUUCCUUUCAGUGUUGGGGAGCAAAGGGGUUCUGAAAUGCAGAAAUGUGCUGUUCUGAAAUGUGCUCUUUGUUUUACAGAAUUUAUUUUGGAAAAGGUUUUGUAUUAGAGAAACAAAGAAAGAUUUGGAUUUCAAAUGUGAUUGAAACUACUUUGCAUUCAAUCUGAGCAAAUUUUGAUGGCUUGCAUUAGUACAAAUAACUGUUAGAGAACAAUGCACCCAUUGGCUUGGGUGUAAAAUGCACACAAGGUGAGAAUGAUCUGCCUUGGAGUGCAAAUUUUCAGGAAAUAAGACACAGAUGCAGCAGUUCAGUGGUUCAUCCUAGAUGCGUUGUAUUGCUGCUGCUUCUCUAAGGUUUCUUAAAAAAACCAUAAUUAGGAAAGAGUGAAACUUAAACACUAACCUAAAUUAAACGUGUUCACAUUUCCCAAAACUAAAUCUAGUCUAAUCAAAAUUAAGCUGAUUAAAUGAUGAUUAAAAAAUGUUUAUAGGAAGUAGAAUAGUUGAGGUUACCCUCCUAUUCUGGAAAUAAUAUAUGAAUGUUUUAGGAUCCUAAUCUAUGAAAUGCAUUUGACUAUUUAAAAAGUGGGGUGAGGAGAAUGCAAACUUGGCCCACAUGGUGUGUGAUGUAUUUACCUAGCCAGCCUGUUUUCAUUAUGCUAGACAACAAAUACAUCGAAGUCUUAGGAAGGGAAUCCAGGUCUUAACACAACACUACUAAUACCAUUGCUUAUUCAUAAGAGUUAAACAGCUAGGAUAAAGGAUUUCAUGUUUGUAUUUAAAGCUUCCCCCCCCCCCAUCCAAUCCUUAAUGCAGUGUUUCUUAAUGUGAUAUUUUCAUUAAUUUUUCUUCAGUUAUCUUUGUUCAUUGGGAAAAAAAUGACUUAGGAAGCUUACAGAAGACUGCAUGCUGUAAUUGUGGGAGAAAGCUGAAGAAAGUUCUUGCCAUUAGGGGGGAGAUUGUAAACUGCUUGAUUUUUUUAAAAAAAACACACACUUUGGGAACUUGAUUAAAAGUACUUUCUCCAUACAUGAGUAGACUAGUGUAGUUAGGUGGAUUCUCAUGUGAGGAGAUGUCAGUGAUGAUCCCAGGAAUUCUCAUGAUGUAAUGUCCGUCGUCCCCCGUAUCUCAUAGGAUUGCAAGCACUUCAGUGGCCAAGUACAGCACUGGACUGCAUUUGUAUAGGAAGAAAUUCUAUGGGGAAUAGCCUGUACUUUAACUUCAGUGGCCCAGUUCACAUGGAAUGCUAAACCAUGGGAUAACCCUAUGUGCACAAUCUGGAAUGAGCCAAAGUCUCUAGAGAACAUCACCAGUACUUACUUUUAUUUUCCCUUAAUGUUGACUUGUUGUGUUAUCCAUAGUUCCUUUUUACUUACCGGUGCUUUUUUCUGGGGGUAAUCAAGGUACACAGUACCAACACCUCUUUUUCUAGAAGCUUUUCUAGAAGAAAAGCACUGAUAAGCACCAUGGUUUAGUGUUAUGUGUGAACAUGGCCAAUGGUUUCCGUUGUAAGGUCAGUUAACGUAAGGAAAUUAAUGGAAGGAGAGUUUCCUGACUCUUCCUCCCCUUGCAGCCUCCUGUGCCCCACGAAAAGACUCUAGAGCAGGCAUGGCCAAACUUGGGCCUCCAGCUGUUUUGGGGCGACAAUUUCCAUCAUCCCCGACCCUUGGUCCUGUUAGCUAGGGAUGAUGGGAGUUGUAGUCCCAAAACAGCUGGAGGGCCAAGUUUCGCCAUGCCUGCUCUAGAGGAUCAUUGACCCUUCUGAGCAAUAGGGGGGCUGCUAAGGAAAGAGAAAAGCCUAAAAUUGUCUUAGGAUCCAACUUCUCUUAGAUUCAACUUCUCUUAGCAUCCAAGCCAAGCCAACAUUCUUUCGGUUCAUUCAGACAAUCAUGUCAAACCAUUGUUGAGAAAUUUUAACUGUGGUUUGGCAUCAUAUAGCAAACCUUGGCAGUUGAGUACUUAUCAGUUUGGAAGUUAAAUUGCAGUUGCCUGACAUCUUUGUUUCUGUUUUCAAAAACCUAUUUGUACUUCAAGCAAGGGUUCCUGUGAUAGCUCCUCACAGUGUAUAAUCCCUUGUGAUUUGACAAGCGCUCACCACAUGGUUAAAAUCUUUUAAUAGUGAAGGGUUUGCAGGAUGAUGGGGGGGAAGGCAAUGUUUCCAAUUUCUAGCAAGUUUUCUCUUAAUGGAAAACAAUUCUGUGCUUUGGGCAACCUCAGUCCUACCAUAAUCUUAUGCAUGUUUCCUAGGAGUAAGCCUCAUUGAACACAAUAGGAUUUACUUCAAUAACAAGUGUUUAGGAUUGUGGUUCUGGUCUUGGUGUGGCAUCAAAGCAGUUAAUAAUCCCAUACCUUAAUUUAAUUUACAAAUAAAUCCAUUCAGUUCAUAAGUGCUAUAUGGCACACUGAAUUUACCGUACUCUGUUUCAUGUCUGGUUGUAACUUUAUUGCCUUCUGGGUCAUCAUAUUUAAGAAGUUAGUGAGAGCAGGUGUGGGAAACUGGUGACCUUUCAAAUGUUGCUGAACAACUUCCAGCAGCCCUAGCAAGCAUGGUCAAUGGAGUUGUAGUUCAGCAUCAUCUGGGGGGCCAAACAUUCCCCACACCUGACUUACGAGUGGUGAGAUUAGUAGCGCACACACACUGCAUGUCCUUUUAUCCCAGACUUCGUAGUGACUCUCAUUUCUGCAUUGGAAUGUUGUUGGGUUUUUUCCCCAUAUUCUGUUCUCUGCCUUUGCUUCCACAGAUCAUUGUUGUUGCCUUGUAGCGUUUUGAGAAUUCGUUUGUCCCGCCAGCAUCACCCAGUAAAAUAUUUUUAACAAUGUUAGUCUAUUGGCGGAUUAAUGGCUGAGGGAGCAUUCCUAAGCAUUUGUGCACCACCCAAGGAGCAAUACUAAUCCUUUUCAACCCUGACCACUUACACAAGGACUCCAGUGUCUCCUCACUCCCAAAGUAUGUUCACAGAUCUUAUUUCUUGCAGGAUCAGAGAUAGAAUUUUUCCAUGAUGCCAUGCGAAUAGCAUUCAGAGCAAGGGGAAGCACCCAGGCGGGCAGGCAGCAUUCUUGCCGGGACAGUGCCUGCUCCUUGGCAGAUUGCAACAUAGGACUGGGAGGUGUAACAAGGACCUCUCAUAUGACUCAGUCCUCAACGUUAAUCAUGCAGCCUCCCAUAUAUAUUCUGAUUAAAAGGAGUAUCCCAUCUUGUAGCCCCUGAUGAUGAUGAUGAUGAUUGAAACUUUAUUUGCAUCAGCCAUAGGCCAUAGCAACAAAAAAAACUUUGUGAUUUACACAGAACAAAAUAAAAAGUCAGUUAUAUAAAACACAGUUUAGGGUCCUGAAUCAGCCGUCAAAUAGUGGACCUUAUUCUGAUUGCCCCAGCUAGAAACCUUCCAACCUUUGUAAUCAUCUGCUCCUCUUGAUCUGCCAGGAGAAACGACACUGUGGCAGUGGUUGGGUGACCCAGAAUGGUCAAUAAAAGAGGCAUGAUAAUAUUGUUCCUCAGGUCUUUGUAAAACGUGAACGCUAGGAGGGCAUGUGCCACUGAUUCGCCACUGAUUAUGGCCCCUGUUCUAUUCAUGUUUGAUAAAUAACUAAAGUGCUGGCUGAAAGCAGAAUUGAUGCUGCUUUUUGUUUCAGAGCAGUGCGAUGGACAUAGUUUUGUAUUUAAUCAUCUUGCUGCAAAAUCCCUUUAUGUGCAGCACAUUAAUACCUUGUAUAAUAGUCCUUUAUAUAUGGGUGUUCUUGUUUUCACAAAAGGAUUUCAGUAGGUUUUCCUUUAAAUAGGAGGCAGUCUGGGAGUAUUGAGGCCAUCCAUAAGAUACCUGUAACUGUUGCUCUGGUGUGGCUAAUCCUAUAGUGCAGUGUAAUGUGUUUAGUUUCUUUAAGAUGCUUACAGUGCAGCCCUAAGUCUGUUUACUUGGAAAUAAGGCCCAUCAAGUUCAGGAAGACUCCUGUGUGCAUACUUGGGAUGGAGCAGCCGUGCUUAAGUCUGUGGAACAUUCUUCCAAGUAAGAAUGGAUUGUACAUAGGGGCAGCAUCAGACUGCUAAUGGCAAAAACUAAAGCUUUAGGGCAGAUGUGGAGAACUUUGGCCCUCCAGAUGUUGCUGAACUACAGUGCCCACAGCCCCAGCAAACAUGGGCAAAUGCCAGAGAUAAUGGGAGUUGUCGUCCAGCAACUUCUAGAAUGCCAAAGGGUUCCCACACUUGUCUUAGUGAAUGUUUGCUUAAUUGCAUAAGGAAAAUGCACUUUUGAAAGCCAAGGGGGCAACUAAAUUGGGGGGGGGGUUGUUAAAGCUAAAUUUAUAACAAAGUCCCAUAAUAUGUCUAUGACUAUGGUAUAUAUAAUGCUGUAUAAUAAGAUUUCAUAAUGGCAACAGUUUCAUUAGAAGUAGCCACAAUGAUCGAGUCAGUGGUUUGGGUUGUAAGGUAAGUUAACUUCAGGACGUUCAGGAAAGGAAAGUUUUCCAUCCCUUCUUCCUCCCUGUAGGUUAUUAAUGCAACCAGUUUGUUUUCAGAUACAGUAGGAGGUGGAGAGAUGUGUUGGCCAAACAGACUUAGGCACUUUACAGCAUUGCUGAAUGGAUGUGGCUCUAUCUCUCAGUUGAUCUGCAUUACCAGCAUACACAAGUGUAAGUGGGUUCUUAACAGUUGCAUCGAGAAACACAGUAGUAAGUCAUACCUGAUGCAGUCUGGGCCAUGAAAACUUCUUAAUCCCGUAAGAGGUUUGGAGAAACAAUCCUGCAUCUGAUUAAUUACUUGUACUGCCUCGGGGAAACUAGAGGUGGCAAGAAAACCUUUUUAGUAUGAGGAACAAGCUGCCUCUUAAGUGGCAGGGUGUGAGAGUGGGAUGGAUGCAGCUCAAAAAAAAAUGAUACUCCCUUUCCUACCGCCACUACUAGUAUUGUACUGGGGCAGUUGCAAUAUGAGCAUUAACUUCCACAAAUUUAAGGCAUGUCAGUUAUGAAACUGAAGUGUAAAGUUAGUAUUUCAGCAUGCAGUUGCCUUAUAGUUGAAACACUACAAGAUGAGACUAUAAACAAUAACAGCAAAGUAGUAAAAGACCCUUUUCAUGCAUACAUCGUGCAUAAAUGAAACACAUAAGGCUCAAUAAUAUCUAGAACAAAUGAGCUUUUUUAAAAAAAUGGAACUCCUUUAAUUCUUAAAUAAAGAAGCUGAUCAGACAUUAAAGAAUAAUGGCAAAAUUUUAGCUUCUGGGCUCAACUAUUCAAUUUCCAAAUGGGUUCCAUGUAUGCCAAAAAUAAACAAAUUUCAAAACAAAACCCAAUUUAAUGGGUUAGUAAAUAUAUUCUAUUGUUAAAACUAAGUAUGUGUUUGUGAAAGUAUGUGCCGGUUUGAUAAUCUCUUUACAGGUUUUGGGGUGAGGAACAUUUAUUUAAACCAGAAGCAAAUAAAUAACCCUACUAUGUAUAUGAACAAAUGUCAAUGGUGUAUUGUAAGUAUAUAUAUAACUGUAUAUUAAAGAUAUUAUUUUCAUGAU